Messenger RNA from Pelobates cultripes (western spadefoot toad), 48253 nucleotides. Lineage: Eukaryota; Metazoa; Chordata; Amphibia; Anura; Pelobatidae. The record is from the annotation of a GenBank genome assembly.
AUGUCUAAGAAGGAUGUGGCGUGUUUCUGGAUCAUACUGCUCCUGUGCCAAGAGCUACGGACCGACCCAAUUGCAGAGAUGGGACCAUCCUCCGGCAUCCUGAUUCAAGAAACACCAGGGUUCAUCUUAACAGAGAAGAGGAUCCUGACCCGACGUGUGUUCGUCAGCUUGGACCCCAAGAUUUCCAUCGAGAAGGCAUACAACAUUUCAUCGAUGCAGCUUCCUGCGUUACAGACUUGGUACCAGAUGCACCUCCAAAGAGCACAGGACCAUGUGCGAAACAUCUUGGAGCAAGCCCGGAAACCAUUUGUAUCCAGUUCUAUUCCGAUGAGCAACCGACCCAAAAGGUUCCUCACCGCUAUAAUUGUUGCAUUAGUUUGUGCCACUGUCGGUGCAGUUGUCGCAACUGGAAUGUCUGCAGCCAACUCUAUUACUGUCCAAAAGCUGGAUAUGGAAAUCUAUGCGCUAAAGCAACACAUUAACGAUAUUCAUCAGGUGAUAAACCAGCAAAGAACACUUCUCCAAGACGUGUUAACUAUUGUGGAAGACACAGUUGUUACAACAAAUUUGCAUUCGGAGUUAAUUGCCAAAUCCACUGAGUUGCACCAAAGUCAUGACUUAUUUAAGCGUGAACUUCUAUUUCUGCAUGACCCAAUAUUGUUCCACACACUUGCUUUUCUUGACGAAGUGCAAACUGGAAUGAUCGAAUUGGCAGGGGGACGCAUACCUCUGUAUUUUGUAUCCAAGGAUAUUGUUCAUGCGAUGAUUGCCAAUGUGGAUGGAGAGACAAUUGAGCCUAUGCAAUUAAAUCUGGCCUUUGAGAUGGGGAGCACUAUACCUCUCUUAAUUAAUCCGGAACGUAUGGAGAUUUGCUUUUUAUUGACCAUACCAUAUGUAACUCCCAAAGACAUUUUUCAAAUGAAAACAAUGUACUAUGUAAUAAUGAUAUUAUGGUUGAUUGUACUAAGUGUAAAGUUCAAAACUCUUACAGGUACAAAUAUAUACAAAAAUGUUCAUUCCACGCACGGGCCUAUGUUAGAAAUGAUGUGAUUGCACAAUAUGUCUGGUAACUUCCAUAGUGCUUAUUCAUAAGCUAAAUUAAUUUUGGCUAUGAAAUGCACUAAAGGGGGGUUAUGUCAGGGUAUUUAUAUCGGCAGACAUUUUGUGCUAUGAUAGAAACUAAAAGUGUAUAUUCUGAGUCACUCUGAACAGACCAGAAUCCAAGAGGAAGAGGAAUAUAAUCAAAUCUAAAUCCAGACAAUUGUGACAGAGAAGAUUAAAUAAUUUAAUUUUACUGUCUAUAUAUAUAUAAGGUACCAUUGUAUGGAAUUGUAUGGAAAAGGGUAAACUUAGUUCAUGAUCUGCCAUAUCAGAAAUUAUGGCAGGAAUUGCAGACGCUAAGUCUGGACAAAAUUUAAGAAACCCUUUGAAAUUUUAAAUUAUGGCACUAUAAAGAUAAUGCAAAAUGACGUCAAAAUAGCCACCAGGAAAAGUUAACUCUUUCCUGGAUAGGUAUGUUUAGUGGGACAAGACUGCCCUCUAUAGACCAAAUACCUAAAUUGCGAUCUGGAAGAUAACCACACCUCUAGUGCUUCUAUUGGGUUAUCAACUGAUGACGUACAGAGAGUCUGGCCCUUUAAAAGUUAAGACAAAGGGAAGAGAGAGGUAGGCAGGGGAGGCAGGAGAUGCAAAGGAGAGGAGAGAGGAAUUGGAAGUUUGGGGAUUCCAACUCGGACAACAUCUGAGACUAACACUCUACUCCUAAAACUCUAACACUUAGAAUUUACUGACUUUCUAUCCAACACCUCCAUGCAGAGAGACAUCCAAACAAGUUCCUGAGACUACUAAUCGGAUGAAAUAUCUACUCAACUGGUAAUUAUACUGGUUUCAUUUAAUUAAUUAAAUUAAUUAAAAUGUACUAAUUGCAUUAUAUAUGACUGGAUAAAGCACGGUCAGAUUUCCAUAUUAAGAAAUCUUAGUUAACUAAAGAAUAUAUAGUUAUAAACAUUCCAUUCUGCAGGUGGAAUUAAGAAUAAUUAUAUAUUAAUGUGAUAUUAUCACGUGUUAGCAUACCGUUGUUUUUAUCCAGGUGUAUUGAUGUGCUCUAAAUUAAGAUAAGAUAUCUUUUAGACAAAUUAAAAACAAACUCUACUCAUAAAAUAUGGUAGAUUCUCUUAUUGGAUGGUUCCAGGAAAUGACUAAUGAACUGGUUUAAAUGUUAUUUUAUUUAAAAAUUGCAUAAGAAUAGAUCCUAAUUAUCUAGGAGGUCUAGCCAGCAUUGGAAGGGUUAUUCUAAUUGUUAGCUAAACUUUACGACCUUAUGCUGCACUCCGAGGAAUUCUGUUCUUCGCUGUGAAAAGUUUCACUUUCAGUCUGUGUUAAAGAUAGUCAUAAAUAAAGUCUUGGCAGAAAAUGCUAUUUAGCCAUUGAAACGUAAUACCCAUUCCUUUGUAUUGCAUAUCAUUUUAUACUAGAUAUUCAUUGAUUAUUGUCAUGCAUGUUACAUAUUAUUAUUAAUUAACUUGUUAUUAUAAAUAAAAUCUAUUUUUAUAAUAAAAUUGUAAUAUUAUUUAUAUGAUAUACUUCUCACUUAACACGAUAACGAUAUUUGGGAUCUGAGAAUUGAAUUAGUGGGCAAUUCUCACUGUUACUAUUAUUAUCCCAUAAAUAUCCCCACAUGUUCUAGGGAGGUAAGGCCAGCAACCUCACUCUACAGCAUCAGAAGGAUUACCAUGGAGGGGAGAUCAGCAUCCUCACUCCCCAGCUGUCAGGAUUAAUAGUUGAUCCAGCACGUAGAACUGUAUCACACCUAGGACUAAAUGGUAACGUCUUACUGGGCCUUAGAAUGGCCGGACUUAACGUACCAGAGAAUAGUCAGAAUAUUUGACAAGGUUGGGGACACAGAAUGAGACACAACAAUGAAGGAAAGCCAAAAGUCAGGGAUACCAGAAUACAGGGAAGUCAAACAAAGCCAAAGUCAAUAACCAGAAAUAAACGCUCAGAAACACACUCUUGGACAACCACUAUGGGGAACCACAACAGGGCAAUGAGUGGAAGUAAAAAUGCGUUUAAAUAAGCCUUUUACAAAUUUGAUUGGCCGAAAUCGGCCUUUGACUCCAGAACGUGUACGCGCCCCUCCUACGUGACGUCACAUGCACGCCGACUUCGUCAUCACCAUGGGCGGACAUAGGGCUAUAAUUUGGCGUGGAUCCACAGCGGCCGGCAUCCACCUACGUGUUGCAGGAGUCAGGUACACUGACGCAUGGCUGCUGAGUGCAGACAUUGCAACCUGAGGAUGGAUAUGUUACAUUACCCCCCACCUGAAGACCACCCACCUGGCAGGCAGGACCCGGCUUGAGGGGAAACCUGGUGUGGAAAUAACAAAUCUUGCGACCAGCAUGAAUAUCGGAGACCGGAACCCAAGAACGUUCGGCAGGCCCAUAACCCCUCAAAUUAACCAAAACUGUAAUGAACCACGAGAGAACCUGGAAUCGAUUAUGGAAGAGACUUCAUACUCCUCCUGUCCAGAAACAACCAACGCGGGAGGUGGAACACUUGGGACAGUAUACUUAUUGCAAAUAAGUAGUUUGAGCAAAGAAACAUGAAAUGUAUUAGGAAUACGUAAUUAGGCUGGGAGAGCCAGAGAAUAUGAAACAGGAUUAAUUCUACAAAGGAUACGAAAUGGACCAAGGAAUCUGGGAGCAAACUUCAUGCUAGGAACUUUAAGUCCACUUGGUAAACAGGGUUGGCACCCUGCCAUUGUCAGGAUCUUAUUCUGACAACUAAGUUUUAUGUUCGUUUAUUUCUGUUCCUUUAAAUCCAGUACCUGUUUCUCACCUCCAGUGGCCUCCCUAGCUACUAGUCACCAGAGUCUCUCACCUGUAUAGCAUGAAUCAAGUUCUGCUAUAAAAGGCCACACCCAACAAACCAAGUGGCCUUUACAUAGAACUUGAUUUUCUUACUGAAAGACUUGAGAUCCUGGCUCCUGUGAAGCAACCUGUGAUUUACCUUCAUUGCUUCCAACCUGAUGUACUACCAACCCUACGCCAUACCAACCUGGAUUGCCUGCAACUCUGCUUUAUCCUGCCAACCUGGUUUACUUCCAGCCCUGCUCCAUAGUAACCUGGAUUGCUUACAAUUCUUGCCUACCUGAAUUAUACAAACUUGCAUAACCCCUAUCUGGACAUUGCUGCUUACUCUUAUUUACAAGGUGUUAUUUUCUUACCCUGAAACCUUAUUGUUCUUUAUACCUGUCUUACUAUUCUACAUAUACGUUUAUCUCUAGCUUUCUUAUUAUUUGCAAACCUGAUUAUUAUCUAUGUAGGGCAUAUUGCCUUAAUGUUUAUUUCUCUCAAUUUCCUCAUCCUUAUUAUUUCAUUCUAUAAGUUAUCCUGCUGUUUUGUCAAUACCAAUAAAGCCUCUAUAGUUAACUCUGGCCAAAGCCUCCUAUCUGACCUGAGCAAGAUCAUGACAGCCGUUUAUCAGCAUGAAAUUUGAAAUAAUAAGCCGCAGUUCUGAGAGCGUAGUGCACUUUGGUCCACGUACCACAAAUAGAAGCAAGGUGAUAAUCCAAAGCAGGGAUAGCUGUGUCAGAGAACAGCCGGCAGAACAGUAGGAUGACGACCGUUAUUAACAAAGAAUGGACUAUGACCAGAAGAGUCAUUGGUAGUAUUGUUCCUGGCAAAAUCGGCCCAGGGUAGUAAUUCGGACCAAUUAUCCUGAGUGCUAUUGACAAAGCAACGCAAAUACAAUUCCAAUUACUGGUUAUCCCUCUCAGCCAUGGCAUUGGUUUGGGGAUGGUAAGAGGAAGAAAAUGACAAUUCAAUGACCAACUGUUUAUUGAAAGCCCUCCAAAACCGAGACACAUACUGGGAACCUAUGUCAGAAACAAUAUUGUGAGGAAUGCCAUGUAGUCGGACAAAUUCUCGAAAAAAAUAAGAACCAGAUCUUGAGAGGAUGGCAUAAGGAUGGUGGUAUAGCCAUUAGAACUAGGAAGUUCUACGAUUAAAUCCAUGGACAAAUGGGACCACGAACACUAAGUACGGGAAGUGGUUGCAACAAUCCAGAUGGAAGCUUAUGAGGUACCUUAGAAACUGCACAAACAGAACAGGCCUGCACAUAUUCUUUAACAUCUUUCCUGAGAGAAUCCCAACAAAAUGAUCUCAUGAUCAUGGAUAUUGAUUUAUUAAUGCCUGGAUGUCCAGCAGUUACGUUGUUGUGGAACGCCCUCAUAACAUUCUCUCUUUCUUAUGUUCAAAUGGCUUUUAUUUGUGUCAUCGAAAAUGUACAACAGUGCGACAGGAUAGCAAAAUCGGGAACAGCAAUAUGAUUAUAAAUGAAUGUAAACCUAAACAAUAUGAAUAGUAAGAAGGUAUUACAGUAACAGUUACAGUAAACUCAUCAUGUUACAUGCAUUCAAUAUGCAGACAUCUGCAUCCUAUGGUCAUUCAGUAAGGGGUGAGUGUGUCACCUCUGGGUGAGCCAGGUAGUGACUGUGUAGUACGUGGCUAAGAUUCGGCUGUUAUCAUAAUGAUUGCAUAAAGCCUAUGAGUAUCUUCUAGGCGGGUAGGGGCCACUGUAGUGUCUGUGGUAUAGCUAACCUGAAAGUUUAAUUCGUAGGGGGGACUCGUCGUCCCACACAAUAUUGGUAAAUAGUGGGUUUCCAUUGAGUCUUAUUUCCUUUGACCGUGCACACCUCGCGCAGGCCCUGUUUUGUCGUACGGGUGGUAUAAUCAGUUGGGUCAGUCUAUAAUAGUGGGCAGUAGCGAGUUAGUGGAGCAUCCGUAUAACACCUGAGGCCCAAGCCUGCCACAUCCUCCUGUUUGGCUGCGGUUGAGACUAAUGCGCACGGUCAGUGAGGUCAGACUCUUGCGCGAGGGCAGGGAAAGAGAGCAAGCUGUGUAGAUAGGAGAACAUGAAGACAGGAGAGGAUGGGAAAGAGAGAGGAAAGAUAAGCGAAAAUAAAAAUUUUUUAAAAGAGGGGGGAUCUCGAGGAGCACCAGCGUUGUGCCCGUGUUAUUCUUGGAUCCGCGGUGUUCCAUGCAGUUCGGUGUCACCAGCCCUGGGGCACGGUCGGGGGGGAGAGGAGUGUAGCUUAUGGGUCGCCUUUCACUGUAAUUCCUUCAUGUGCAUUCCUACUGGACCGUCGGGGCACAGGUGGGCUUGUUCCUGGCUGUAACCAGCUAUUCUUCAGGAUUAGUUGGGUGGGAGGGCAUGACACCCAGGUGGUUUUCCUUGGAGUCCCUCCGUGUCCGCCGGGGUGGUCUCUGCGGUCUGGGUUCUCUAUCCAGUGGUUCCAGGAUCCAGUCCGGAACAGCUAUAGGUGGCAAAUCCAGACGCUGCAGGAACCGUGGGAUUUCGUCCGGACAGCGUGCGGUGGCGCACCUGUAUGCUGAAGGGGAAGCCCCAUUUAUAUGGAAUAUUGCGUUCCCUGAGGGCAGCUGUUAUGGGUCUGAGGGCUCAUCACACUUCUAACGUGGCAGGGGAGAGGUCUUGGUAUAGAGAGACCUCAGUGCCCUGGUAUAGCCAUGUGGGCCAUGUUCUGGUGGAGCGCAUUAUGCGUUCCUUUAGGGGGAAGGAGUGAAGGCAGCAAAUGAGGUCUCGGGGGUCCCCCCCCGGAGCCGGGAUCUCAGGGCCCUGUGCGCCCAUUCAAAUCGUAUCUCUGCUGGCGCUUCUCUCCCUAGUAUCUGUCGGAACAGCCCGGUCAGCAGGAUCUCCGCAUUCUCUGUUCCCUCCUGCUCAGGUACCCCUCUUACCCUGAUGUUGGAGCGGCAGCUCCUGUUGUCCAGGUCCUCCACCUGAUGACGCAGGGCCAGUAGCAUGUUGCCCUGUAUUGUAAGGGCUGUGUCAGCAGCUGAUGUUUGGUGCCGCGUGGUCUGUGCCUGUGCUUCCAGAGCCUGUAUCCGGCCACCCUGCGCAUCUCUUUCGGUCCUCAGUGCAGUCACUGCUGAGGUGAGGGAUGCUGUGAGGGUAGACAUAAGAGACUGCAGGUCAGCUUUUGUGACCAUGGUACUUGCCAGGCAUCUGAUCUCUGCUCCAAUAUCUGCCAGCGUGGGGUGCUCCUGGUCUGAGCUGGAGGAGGCCGGGGAAACAGGUGCUGGGGUCUGCGGGUGCUCCGCUCGCUUUGUGCGCCCCAUCAGGGUCGGUAUGUGUAGUGGAGAGGUAGUAUAAUCCACAAUAUCUCCGCUUGUAGACAGGAACAUCAUAUAAUAAUCCAGGUAACACAAGUACAGCAUACAAUAAUCCUGGUAGCAUUAUAUAAAUCCUUCCUUCCCAAGAACUAGACGACACAUAGGCUGGGAAUCAACUGAGGUUUUAAUCACAGGUCACAGUAUUUAUGUGGUUCUCCAUGCAAGGGGUUUCCUUACUGACUUUACAGGGGUUGUACAGUAGGGGACUACAUGGGGAACUUAACAACCAGGACAUUUCUCCCACCAUGCACUGCUGUACGAGAGGGAUACUCCCACUAGAAUAUCCAGUUAAGUGGAUUAUCCCUCCGUGCAGCAGAACUGGCUUUUUACACAAAAAUAUAUAACUUUAACAUUAUUCGUGCUAUUAUACCGAAUGACCGUUCAGCAGAUAGCUGGGGUCUGAGCGCAUACUUCGUGAAAGUACCACUCAGAUCCCAGCACAAUUAGCCAAACGCCACACGAAGUACACUUGAACACACAUUUUUCACCAAAGUCACGAAUACACAUGCAGAGAUAAAAUACCGAAAGACCGGUAUUCCCGAACAGCCUGGAAGUCCAGCGGUAUUCGUGCCAUCGAGUAGCCGAUUUUAGUUCCAGGCACUCGACGACAAAAUACCGCUGGGCUAACAAAGGAUCCAAGAUGGCAGACCGCCGCGUGGUCGGUAUCCGAACGGCGGCCACCCUGAACAUCUAUUAACUACUGAAAGAUACAAUGUUGCGAUCCGUAAUGGGAGCCACACGACCUCCUGUGUGUGGUCUCCCAUUCAGUAGUUUGUUCGUUUCACGAACAGUGUUGAAAUUCACAGUUCGUGAAACUACUGUAGGAAUGCUAGUGGCUUUUGUGCCGGCAGCAUACGAAUGCUCUCGUUCGCAUCAAAUACAGAAAAGGGAACAUGCACAGUUCAGAUAGCCUUAAAGCUACAAUAUCACAUGAAUGGAAAUACAGUCUUAAGUGGCUAGUUUUGCCACAGUAUGCGUGCGGUAAGUGGCUAUUAGCAACGUGGUGGCGAGGAGCUCAUGCUGCUCGGACCUCAGACCACGCCCCCCAACAUUCUCUCUUUCAAACAACGGAACAAAUAAUUAAUCUAGUGGUUUAUUGCUUGGUGCCUGAAACUGGGCCUCCAUGAUGGCGCCAAGCAGAGGAGAUGACAAGGAAAGAACAGUGAAAGCGAUGAUACACUCAGGUGGAAUAAUAGGUGAUGUCUCUUGUUCCUGUACUGAUUCAGUAUCAAACUGUCUAGAUAAAGAACUCUCCGCAGUUGCGCCAGCAGAGGUCUGUGGGUGUUUUUUUCAUGUGGUACAAUUGAACAGGGGUGGUAUACCACCGAAACAUCGUUUUGUACGAUUGUUCCUGCAUUGUGACGCAAAUGGAGGUUUUGGCGUUUGCCUCCCAUAUGUCUUGCCAGUCUAUGCCCUCCAAGGCCUCCCCAAGAUCAGCUUCCCAUUUGUCGGUGUAGUGGAGGGGGCCCCAUUCCCACGUGGUGGAGCAGAGAUGGGAGUACAGGAGGGAUAUCAUGCCCUUUUGGUAGCGUUCGGCUAGGCAUAUUUUUUCAAAGAAUGUCAAUUUAGCCUUGGCCGCUAUUUUAACUGACUCUUGGCUAGCAUAGUUUCUGAGCUGAAGGUACCUGAAGAAAUCUGCAGGGGUCAGAGUUGUUCUAGUUUGUAAUUCCGAGAACGGAAUUAUUUCUUCUCCUAUGUAGAGUUGGUGGACUCGCUGGAGGUCUGCUCUCUCUAGGCCUUUGAAAUCUCUAGGCCUCAUACCUGGGACAAAUGCCCUGUUUCGGUAUAUGGGAGUGAGGGGAGAGGUUGUUGCUGUAAGUUCGUAUUUUAUAGCGUAUCUGUCCCAGAUAUGGAUUGAGUUGGUGAUGGCUGGGCAGUUGGUCCUCAGGAGUGCUCUGUGCUCUUUAGGGGUCCAAAUGUAGAACUGUGGGAGAUCUGAUUUCAUGAUCAGAGUUUCCAGGUCGACCCAUCUCCUGGUUUCUGGAGGGGUAUGCCACAGUGCUAUUUGUGUGAGGUGGGCUGCAAUAUAAUAGAAAUGUAAGUGUGGAAGGCCCAGGCCUCCUCUCGCUUUGGGGCAGUAUAAUAUACCGGGCUACCCUGUGUCUCUUGUGCCAAAUGAAGUCCGCUGUAAUGGCUUUAGGCCGUUCUUCGUUAUGGGAAUGGGGGGAUAGGCAUUCUUAAUGGUGAUUUUGUUUAAUGCCCAGUAGUCAAUGCAUGGACGUAAUUCACCAUCUUUUUUAGAUACAAAAAGAACCCUGCACCAGCAGGUGAGGAUGAUUUACGUAUGUGGCCCUUACUUAGGGAGUCUUAUACUCUUCCAUUAUUCUUCUCUCCUGUGGUGAUAAGGCAUACACUGCUCCCUUGGGUGGCAUAUUUAUGAAACAGUCAUAUGAUCUGUGAUUAGGUAGAAUAUUGGUAUGACUCUUACUGAAUACCUCCUUAACCCCCCAGUAUUGCAUGGGAACUACGGAGGCUUGAGGCUUACUAGUGGGUAAUGUAAUGAUACCCACUCUAUUGGUAAUGUGCAACAUACAACUCUCAGUACAAUCCUUGCCCGAUUCCAAUAUUUCCUCUCUUGUCCAGUUAAUAUGAGGAUUGUGCUUAAUAAGCCAAGGAAAUCCUAAUAUGAUGGGACAAGAAGGAGAAGCAAUUAUUUGUAAUGUUAUGUCUUCCUUAUGUAAGGCACCAAUGGAAAUGUUAAUGGGCAAGGUUUUGUGGGUUGAGAGAGAGGUCUCCAGUCAAUAACCUCAACGGCCAGAGGUGAUAAUCUCUCCUUGAUAUAUAUUGAAAGUUUUUUUAACAAAAUGUACAUCAAUUAAGUUUUCUGCCGCACCUGAGUCCAUCAGGGCUUUGCGUGAAAAGUUCUUCUUGUUACAUUUGGCCGUAAUAUCAUGGAGGAAUCUAUUUUUGUUAUUCCCAGAGGACGUAUCCAUCACACCUAAGACCUGUCCCCUUAGGGUUCUUAGGUAUGGAAGUUUUCCGGACGUAUGGGACAAGCACUCCUCAUAUGUCCUUUUCUACCACAGUAUAGGCAUGGACCCUCUUUUCUCCUAUAUUGUCUUUAUGCCUCUGACAGUCUAGUGACCCCCAACUGCAUAGGUUCGGCUUCGGACUGUACAGGGAGGUCAGGAACAAUAGGUCUGACGAAAUGAGGUGCUAAUGACAUAUCCAUACAUCUGGUUCUUUCUGGUAGCUAAGUCCAUUAUCAAUUUGCAUCACAAAUGUAAUAAACUCAUUUAAUUUUUUAGGUAGAUCUUUGGCAGCAAUCUUGUCCAGAAUUGCUUCGGAUAAUCCUUUUUUAAAUGCAGAGAUUAACCCGCUACUAGUCCAGUCUACCUCAGAAGCCAAGGUGAGAAAUUCUAUGGCAUAAUCUGAGAUAGACCGGUUCCCUUGUUUGAUAUGCAUUAGGGUAGUGGAGGCAUCAUCUUACCUGCCCAAUGGUUUGAAUGUUAAUUUGAAUUCCGCAAGGAAUUCCUGGUAAUUAUGUGCAAUACUCGUAUUACUCUGCCAUAACGGAUUGACCCAACCUUUAAGUUGGUUCACUAGGUAACCAAUCUUAGCUCUAUCCAAGGGAAAAGAUAGCGGUGAGGCCUCAAAGUGGUACUCAAUUUGAUUCAGAAAGCCCGGCAUUCUUGAAUAUUCCCAUCAAAAAGUGGGGGAGGAGAUGGGGAGAUAGAAGGUGCCUUAUGUACUAUAGGCGGAGGUACUUUAGGCAGAGGUGACAUAGUCAGAGAACCUUCAGGCUGUAAAUGCGCUGUUCGAGUAAGAAGCAUACUGAAAGCCUGGGCAAAUUGAUCCAUACGGUGAUCAUUCUCCUCUAGCUUUCUCUCGCAAGCUGCUAAGUGCUGACAAAAUUCUACAGGAUCUAUGGCCAUGUAAUAAUGUCAGGGUUACUAGUUGAUCCAGCACGUAGAACUGUAUCACACCUAGGACUAAUAGAUAAUGUCUUACCGGGCCUUAGAAUGGCCAGACUUAAAGGAUCACUAUAUUGUCAGGAAAACAAAGCUGUUUUCCUGACACUAAAGGGCCCUGAGGGUGCCCCCACCCUCAGGGUCCCCCUCCCGUGGCACUGAAGGGGUUAAAACACCUUCAGACACUUACCUUAAUCCAGCGCUGGUAACCUCUCCUCCCCGUCUGACGUCAGCUCCCCCGUCUGACGUCACUGGAGCCGAAUGUGCAUGCGCGGCAAUUGCCGCGCGCACAUUCAAAGUGUCCAUAGGAAAGCAUUUCUCAAUGCUUUCCUAUAGACGCUCUGCGCGAUGGAGGUGAAAUUUGCCUCCAGCGUCGCAGAUGCGCCAUAGGAAAGGCUAGAGCAUGGAUUAACCCCAAAUGUAAACAUAGCAGUUUCUCUGAAACUGCUAUGUUUGCAUCUGAAGGGUUAAAACCUGGGGGACCUGGCACCCAGACCACUUCAUUGAGCUGAAGUGGUUUGGGUGACUAUAGUUUCCCUUCAACGUACCAGAGAAUAGUCAGAAUACUUGCCGAGGUUGGGGACACAGAAUGAGACACAAAAAUGAGGCAAAGCCAAAAGUCAAUAACCAGUCAAACAAAGCCAAAGUCAAUAACCAGAAAUAAACACUCAGAAACACACUCUCGGACAACCAUUAAGGGAAACCACGACAGGGCAAUGAGGGGAAGUAAAAAUGCAUUUAAAUAAGCCUUUUACAAACCUGAUUGGCUGAAAUCGGCCUCUGACCCCAGAACGUGCACCGACGUUGUCAUCACCGCGGGCGGACGUGGGGCUAUAAUUUGGCAUGGAUCCGCAGCAGCCGGCAUCCACCAAUGUGUUGCAGAAGUCAGGUACACUGACGCAUGGCCGCUGAGUGCAGACACCGCAAGGUGUGGAUGAAUAUGUUACACCAGCAGCAAAAAGAUCCCCAGGGAGGGGAGCAUCCUCACUCCUCAGAGGCAGAAUAUGUUCUCGGGAGGGAAGGCCAGCAACCUCACUCUCCAGCAUUAGAAGGAUCAAAAACUCCAGUAACAUGGAGGGGAGAUCAGCAUCUCUACUCUUCAGCGGCAGAAGAAUCCCCAGUGAGAAGAGAUCAGCACCAUCAUUCUCCAGUGGCAGAAGGAUCACCUGAGAGGGGAGGUGAGCAUCCUCAUUCCUCAGCAGCAGAAUAUGUUCCAGCGAUGGGGAGGCCAGUAAUCUCACACACCAGCAUUAUAAUGACCACUGAGGAGUAAAUCAACAUCCACAUUACCCCGUGGCAGAGUGUUCACCAGGGAGGGGGUCCACGACAUCACACCCCAGUGGCAGAACGUGUUUCAGGAAGGGGAGGUCAGCAACCUCUCUCCACAGCGGCAAAGGAUCACCAGGGAGGGGAGAUCAACAUCCUCAGUCCCAAGCAGAAGAAUGUGUUCCGGGUACGGAGGCCAGCAACCUCACUCCCCAACAUCAAAAGGAUUAUCCUGGGGGGAGGUCAGCAAUAUCAUUCCCCAGCGGCAGAAGGAUCUUUAGAGAAGGGAGGUUUAGCAACCUCACUGCCCAGUGGCCAAGAUUUUCCCAGGGAAGGGAGAUCAGCAUCCUUAACGGCAGAAUAUGUUCCAAGUAGGGGAGGCCAGUAACUUCACUCCCCUGUGUCAGAAGGAUUAUCUGGGAUGGGAGGACUGCAUCCUCACUCCCCAGUGGUAGGACUAUUUCCUAGGGGUGGAAGCCAGCAAUCUCACUCCCUAGUGGCAGAAGGAUCACGAGGGAGGGGAGGUCAGUAACCUCACUCCCCAGCAGCUGAGUUUGUCCCAAGGAGGGAAGGUCAGCAUCCUCACUCCCCAAAAGCAGAAUAUGUUCCAGGUAGGGGAGGCCAGCAAUCUCCCUUCCCAAGAGCUAUAUGGCGGAGCUUUGUCCAAUAGGCUGACAGGGUGGAUGUACAUUUUGGGGCUAGUUACCCAACUAACUCAAGAACAGACCGAUUGGAGGCCUGGUACCUGGUUAGUCUACCCUUUUGGGUAGACUAAAUAGCAACAUUAGGUCUCCCCCUUUUGGGUAAACUAACCAGGUACCAGAAGUUCCCAUGCCACGUCUUUUUGGAGAAGACAGACACUAAAAAUGGCUAGUGUCACUAUGGGAAGGUGUGAUGGAGACUCUAUGGAUGCUUACUUUGCCUCCCAGCUGGUAUUGGGGACCUCUGGGGAUCUCCUAGACCUGUACUGCACAUUGAGUGCCUUACUGGGAGAUACCCUAAAAUGUACUCGAACUGUUUGCCAUUGGGUAUCGCUCGGUCUCCUGACCACCAAUCAGGGCACUAUUUAGACUUAAAUGGCGAUCAGAGAAUAGUUGUGACCCGGAAAAUCUUUAACACGGUCUAACUCUGGUGCUGAUUCUUCGAUCAGGGCACAAUUUAGACAGUAAGGGCACUUAGUAACAAGCUAUCCAGGGACAUAUAAUGUGUGGAGGUGCUGUGCAGGGGGUUUUGUGGAGCAUUUUGUACAUUAUCUAGGUCUGGGAAGGUACAGCAGGGGGUCUAUAAUGUUAGCUGGGGGUGAUGCAAUCAAGAACUAAGAUAGAGUGGUGCCAGGAGGGACUAUUGUAAGGGCCAUUGCAUUGCACGGAGGAACCGCUGGUGUGGGAAUCCACAUCACUGUGUAUAAAUAGCUGUGAUGUGUACAAUAAAGCUGCAUUCUACUUCCCUACAUUCAUUCUUGACUGAUGUGUGGGAUAAAGCUAUAGUCACUGCUUUACAGGAGACAGUGGCGGAUCCAGGGGGGGGGCAAUGGGGCAAUUGCCCCCCCCCCGAGAAAUCCGCCGGUCUCCCUCUCCCCUGCCAGCAGCACAUGCAGGCGCCAGCCCUGCAAUGUGCCUGCGGACCGGGGAGGGAGAUCAGAGCUCUCCCUCCCCGGUCCGCAGGCACCGUGCUGAGAGCCAGGCAGGGGAGGGAGAGGGAGGAGAGAGAGGACCCGGAGCUCAGACUGCAGCUCCUCCGGGUCCUCCUCUCGUGAGAUUUGGAGCGUUGCCGCGGUUACCACGGCAACGCUCCAAAUCUCACGAGAGUGAACUCUAGCCCGGGAGCGUGGGCUAGAGUUCACUCUCCCCACUGGGACCACCAAGGAAUCACCACUGGGACCACCAGGGAACGAAAUAUGUCCCCCCUCCUCCCCAGUAAAGGUAGGAAGAGAGGGGGGACAUAGGAUAAUAUUUUUUUUAAUUAAAUAAAAAAAAAAGAUAAAAAAAAACAAUACACACAUACAUUGCCCCCAAUACUGCCCCCCCCAUUCAGACAAACUGCCCCCCCAUUCACACAAACUGCCCCCUAUACACACCUGCCCCCAUUCACACAAACUACCACACACAUACUGCCCCCAUACACACAAACUGCCCCCAUUCACACAAACUGCCCCCUAUACACACAUUACACACCUAUACACACACCCCCAUACACACACUGCCCCCAUACACACCAUACACACACUGCCCCCAUACACACACACUGCCCCCCAUACACACACCACACACACACACACACACUGCCCCAUACACACACACACUGCCCCCACAUACACACACUGCCCCCCAUACACACACUGCCCCCCCAUACACACAACGGCCCCACACACACAAACUGCCCCACACACACACACUGCCCCACAUACACUUACUGCCCCACAUAUAAACACUGCUCCCCAUACAAACACAAACUGCCCGCCAUACACACAAACUGCCCGCCAUACACACAAACUGCCCCCAUAUACACAAACUGCCCCUCAUACACACGCACUGCCCCCACAUACACACAUUGCUCCCCCAUACACACACACACUGCCCCCCAUACACACAAAUUGCCCCCGCAUGCACACACACUGCCCCCCAUACACACACACUGCCCCCCCAUACACACACACUGCAACUGUUACACACACAUACUGUCCCACACAUACACUGCAUCCCUGACAUACACUGCCGCCCUCACUCAUACACUACAACCUUCACACACACACUGCACCCCUUACACAUUGCACCACUCACACACACCACUGCUCCUAUGCCCUACUACAGCCCCAUUUCCCAGCAGAUCUCAGGUAAGUUGUCAAACUGUUCUUAAACGGUUUGACUACUUACUGUGGGAGGGGGUCCCGGCACUAUUGACACCAUAACCACUACACUGAGCUGUAGUGGUUAUUGUGUCUGGAUUAUUUCUUUAAAUAAUCUACAAGUGCCCCUCCCGAGAUCAGGCUCUGGAUCCGCCACUGACAGGAGAGAGGGUCUCCAUAGCUAUUACCACUGCAGAGAGUUAUAGCCAAUGCAAUCACUAUAAACACUGCAAUAAGCUAUAACCACUGAAGGGAGCUAUAACCACUACAAGAAGCUAUAACCACUGCAGGGAGCUAUAACCACUGAAAAGAGGUAUAACCACUGCAAGGAGCUAUAAUCACUGCAGAAACUUAUAAUCAGUAAAUGUCCUCAGAGACCCCAGUCAAGGAACUGCCUGCAAGAGGUCCUGCAAGCGCGAGUUAGCAAUAAGGGUGAGAGCAGCAGACAGAUGAUGCAAAUUAAAUUGGAAUGACUGAACAUAUUUGUCUUUAAUAAAUGAGAAUUGCCAAACCGGUCAAAAUCAGGUCAUUUUCUCCAAAUUUGGUAAACCUAAUAAUUCACAUUGAAUUUCCAAGAAUUCACACAUUAGUGAAUUACCAUAUAUCUGUUUAACAAAUGUUGCUAUUUAUAAACAUACAUCAUAAUAAACCACAAAUAUACAUUUUAAUAAACCACACUAGCAAAAACUCCAGUAACUCUCUAAGUACAGUACAUCUCCUACACUAGAUACAGCACAACUUACACUUACAGCAUGCUACAGCAAGGCAUUUAAAUGAAGUAUCGUGUAACUCACGCACUGACUAGUAGUACAUACUGUAUUCAUGCUAUUAAAUGCAGUAUAAUGUAAUCCACACACUAGUACUACAUACUGUUCACAUGCUGCUGUUUACACUGUAAAUGCAGCCCCCCAGGCAUACACGCGUCUUUGUUUACACGCUUUGAUCAUUUGCAUAAUUCCACCCAACACAGCUAUCUAUCCUAUUGGCAUCAGUGGGCUGGGUUUAUCAUCCCCAUGUGGGUAACAUGUAAUCUGCAUUGAUUUCAGGCGAUUUCAUCAACUUCUCAGAGACGGUGACCCCCAAUACGUAUUGUGGGAGAUCCAGGCAGUGGGCUGAACACAGUACGCACAGGGGACUGACUGCUGCUCUAACACCCUGCAACAAGGUAAGUACUGCACAUGGGAAGUUAAUAUUAGUAUUAUUAUUAUUAUUAUCGAUACUGCUACAUUUAUUGCAUUGCACAAGGUACAGCUCCCAGGGACAUGUCUGGACUUAUUAUUAUACCUACUUCUUGGGCACUGAAUAUUGUGAGUGCUAUGUGUUUCAAUGACUGUAUCAUUUGACAAUAUCUGAGUCGUUGAGCCUAGUGUGUCAUUGCACUUAGAGUGUGUAGUAUAUUAUCAGUACAUCCUGUGUAUAUUUUUUUGUGUCAAUUUGUGUGUAGAUUGGGGACAGGGGCAAUGUAUGAAUGUGUUGUUUUUUUGUUGUUGUUUUAAGCUUAUGCAAGGAAAUUGUGUCCUGUGAUGUAAUAAGUUGACCUGUUUUCAUUCAUUACAAUGUACACUGUGUGAUGGUUUCUAAUAGUCUUUAUUUGUGUAUAUGUUAAGUGUUUCAAGUUCAAGCCCCGACUAAAAAAUUAAUUUCACUUUUUUAUAUAUGUAUAUAUAUAUAUAUAUAUAUAUAUAUAUAUAUAUAUAUAUAUAUAUAUAUAAAAAUAAAGGUACAUAAAUAAUGUAAAAUAUUAAAAUACCUGUGAUUACAAUCAUUUUUUUUUUUUUUGGGGAGGAGGUACAGUAAAGGGGUGAAUCUGCUUUUCAUUCUUACUUUAGAACUUUGUGUUAUGGAUGUGACAAUCAUCAUAUGUUUGUGUUACUGACAGUGUCACAAUGUGUCAGUGGUGUUGCUGUGGUCCCCAGACUUGCUGCUGGUGUAGUAUUUUUAGGAUGUGGAGGCGGCUGGCAUUUCAUGAUCCUUCUUCAGUGUGUGACAUGUGCUCCUGAACAAGUCAGGGCUUGUAGAGAGUGACUGCGGAGGGACCCCGCACACAGGUUUCAUUCAGACAGCAGGCUGGCAUGGGGCUCUCCGAAUACCUCUGAGACAUGGCUGGGCUAUGUGUCUGCUGGCAUUCUCCAGGACAGGGGGCUGCAAGGUGGUGGGCGGAUGGAGAAAUAUGGAAACUAUGAAGUGAUUAGACGGUGGGGCCCUGAUGGUGUCAGGAAUUGGAGAGCCCAGUCUGGCAGGGAUUUAACAUGCCUUUACUGGGGUUUAUUUACUAAACUGGGAAUUUCAGGGAAUUGAACAUUGCAUUUUAAUUUGAGGUUGGAUUAUCUGUGUUGGAAAAAAGUAUAUUUGGAGAUGUAUUUAUUGUUUUGCAUUCUGGCAAAUUGCAAAAGACCAGUUUAGUGAGUCGACCCCUUAGUUAUUCUCAAAGGCCUACUAGAUUAAAUAUGUUCUCCCUGAUACUGUGAGAAUAAAAAUAUACUAUACUUUUCUAUUAUAUAGGGAUUCAGAGGAUUGUAGGUUGUUGUCCAGUGAUAUGUUGGAGGGGGCCACAGUUGGACACCCCUGUCAGAUACCAAUGACCCCUGCAGCACACUGCAAUACAAUAGGAGGGUGACAUUGCAGUUACAGAAUCAAUGCUUUUGCUGAAUGUAAUGUGACAUAUUUAUAUAUUUUUUCCUUUUUUCUUUCUUUUUUUAAUUUUAAAUUAUUUAACAUGUGUAUGAUAUAUUUACUUAUAUAUCCCAGUAAUUUAUUUGUUGGAACUCUCCUAUUUUGCCUGUUUUGAAAUGGGUGCUGUAAUUAUAUAUAUAUAUACAGUGUAUAUAUAUUAUAUGUAUUUAUUCAUUUAUAUAUUGACUCCUAUUUAAACAGUUGUUUCAUUCUUACCAGGGUGAAUGAGCAACCAUUUUUUAAAUAAAUAUAAUCAUUUAUAAUAAUAUCUUAAACAAAGGACAUUGGUGAAAGCAAAUUAAUUACAAUAAAAAAAAAAAAAAAAUCCCCCAAGGGUAUAUAUAUUUUUUUUACUUAUUAUUAUUGAAAUAUAAGUUAUAUCAGCUGUAUUUCUUAUCAUUUUUAUUACUAGUAGUAUUUUUUUUAAAUUCUUUAUUAAUAUUAUUGUUAAUAUUAGUUUCUAUCCAGUAUAUUGUUAUAUGGCCCAUGACGUAAAUUCAUGGACUACUUACUGACUGCUGUAAAUGUGUUUAAUAAAAAAACACCACGUGCCUUCUUACUUUUUAUACUGUUUGCUUCUGUUUUCUUUUCUAAGCUAAGUUUGAGAAGUUUUCUAGAGAGAAAUAAACAAUUUCCAUGUUUGAAAUAAGUAUUUCCAUCAUAGCAGAAAUAAGGCCAAAAUUCACCCAAAUCUUUGUCCUGCUUUUAAUUAUUACAUGAAUCAUAAUUGCCAACUAUUAGAUCCUCUGCCAGUAAAGGAAGGAAAUUAGACAUUUAGUAGGAAUGUACUGCAAGUAACACUGCAAUGGAUUCUCAUCUGUUCAAUUUUUACAGUCGCUUACCACAAAAUGGUGGGGCCUCCCUGCAAGGUUUUCAUAGAAAUAUUACACUUUUGUAGUACAGUAUAUAUCUAGUAGCAUUCACAUUAUAUUUGCAUAUAUCCGUUGCAUAUAUCACAAAUUUCUUUUUAAGAGAGAUAGUCCCUCUUUCUGUCCAAAGACUCUAUGGUGUCUUGUUUUUGGAGUGCAGAAUAUUUGUCACUUAUUGCUGUUAUAAUUUAUAAAGCACUGAGAUAUUCAGAAGCACUGUGCAAUAAGUGGACUAACAAACAAAUAGUUUCAAUAAGGUUGGUGGACAUAUAGUGACAGAAGGUUGUGAGGGCCCUGCUCAAACAAGUAUUUUCAGAGGGGAAUUAGCACUCAUACCUGCACGUUAAUGAACAGGCAAGGACACUUUGGCAUAAAAGGAGUGGUCUAAAAUGUACCCCGCUAAUCACUUCUUGUGAUGUUAUGGGAUGUGAUGAUGCUGGCUCGCGCUGGCAUUGUGCACUUUGAGCAGGAUAGCUAAGAGCAGUAUAGCAUUGACUAUCGCUACUAUUUGCACUGGUAAUGAAGUUAUAAAUUUUGGUGGUCCAUGAAGGAAAAAUUGUGGACCACCGAAAAUAUAUUCAAUAAAAGACUAUAUCUAUUUUUUCCCUCACCCUUUUUUCCUCUCAUUUAUUUUAAAUCAAAUACUGUGGAUUCUGGGGUGAAAUCACUAUGGGGCAUUUAACUUCAACUUGCAAAAUAAACUAAGGAUGAACUGCAAUAUUUUUUUUUUUUUUUGGUGUAUUUGGCCUUUUUAAAAAAGACAAUCAAGGUUACCUAACCUGUGUAGUAAAUGCUGGGGGGUUUGUUAUAUGAGCGUCAUAUGCAUAGGUAUCUAAUUCUGUUAAAUACAAAUAGGUUGAUGUUGUUUUUUUCAAUAAUAAAAAUCACCGGCCUUAAACCAGUUCUUAUUUUGAGUGUAAUUAUUUUAAAAUUUUCUUUCCAUAUCACCUGCAUGCAUAAUAAUAUAGUCAUUACAUGAACAUGAACAGGGUGGCAAUGUUAUUGAAUUCAAUUGAGCAUAACAAAAAAGUUACUGUUUGACAUUUGUUUUAAUUAUAUGUGUUCCUUAUUCUUUUUCAGAAUAGUCCCCCCUUUUUUUUUUUUUAACCAAUAAAUAAAAGAGCCAUACAACUUAAAUGAAUUCCAGCUUCAGGACAAUGUCUUCACUGCAGCCUGAUCCUCCUCCCGUAAAGUCAUCAAGACUUGAUUUUUGUCCAUUGAAAUGCUUUUCAUAGAGAAGCAUUAAGGGCACAUGACACACAAUCCCUAUGAACCGCCAAUCUAAUACAUGUUUAAGAGAAGCAUCUGAUGUCUGCAUACUCUGAGUGUUAAAGGACCACUAUAGGCACCCAGACCACUUCAGCUUAAUGAAGUGGUCUGGGUGCCAGGUCCAGCUAGGGUUAACCCUUUUUUUUAUAAACAUAGCAGUUUUGGAGAAACUGCUAUGUUUAUAUUAGGGUUAAUCCAGCCUCCAGUGGCUGUCUCUUGACAGCCGCUAGAGGCGCUUGCGUGCUUCUCACUGUGAUUUUCACAGUGAGAAGACGCCAGAGUCCAUAGGACAGCAUUGAUAAUGCUUUCCUACGAGACUGGCUGAAUGCGCGCCCGGCUCUUGCCGCACAUGCGCAUUCCGCCGGUGAUGGAAGAAGAGGGAGGAGAGGAGGAGGAGAACUCCCCGCCCGGCGCUGGAGAAAGAGGUAAGUUUAACCCCUUCCUCCCCACAGAGCCCAGCGGGAGGGGGUCCCUGAUGGUGGGGGCACCCUCAGGGCGCUAUAGUGCCAGGAAAACGAGUAUGUUUUCCUGGCACUAUAGUGGUCCUUUAAUACCUAGACUGCCCCCUUUAAGGUACUUAAAGCCCCAUGCACUGCUUGGACUUCUUGGGCUCAUUUUAUACCAUUGUUAGAAUUGUUAGAAUGUAUUUAUCUAUGUGCACUGUGUAUUUUAUUGUUAAUUGCAAAAAUAAACAAAUACUUGAGUUUGUGAUAUAAAGUUUGUAGCUCUUACUAACAGUAACAUAUACUGUGCAAUUACAGGCCUACUGUAUACAGCAUCAAUAUCUUAGUCAUGCUCUGAAUUGAACCUGCACGCAUCAAAUACUUGGUCACUUACCCAAGAAUAAAGUUACAGGUUCAGACUCAUGUUUAAAAUGUUUAUAGCAACAGGAUCAUUCCUUCAACAGAUAAGUAAAAGUAGCAUAAAAUAUAUAGAAUGCAGUGCACAUCAAAGAGGUCAAGAACAGGAUUUUAACAUACGGUUAAAUGAAAGUGUAUCAAAACAAAAGGAAUUAAACAGAGAAUCAAAGCAAAAUAACAUUCAUAAGAACAGUUCAUGCAUAACACUUUGAAAAAAUUUACUAGUGAAAUUCCUCGCACUUACUGAGAAUGCAUAAAAAGCUGAUUUCCAAAGAGCCAUGCUAUGAUUGAGACCUCUGAUAAAGACUACUGUUUUUUGCUACAUAUAAAUCUGUUAUAACUAUAAAAAAACAGGCUCCAGUGCCAGAAUCGAUGAAUGCACACCACAACCACCUGAUAAGGUUUCUCAUUUGUUAGCCAUUGUGCUGCAGUGUGUGGGUAUAGUUCUGCAUCCCUCCUGCCUCAGUGCUCCCAACAAUGCAAGAAUGAAGGCCCUGCUUGAAAGGCCUCAGCUUAGUAAAAACUAUAGUCCUGCAUUCUCCGUUGGGCAUGUCUAGGGUUGGACUGGCAAUAAAAAGAAGCCAUGGAUCAAAUUUUAUACCAGCCCUAUAAUGCAUUGCAUCAGCAUACUGCACAGAUAUACAGGUGGGGUAAAAAAAUUGCACUCUGUGGAAAUAAACUAAAAAAAUACUCCAAGCACCAUAACCACUACAGCAUAGUGUAGAAAACAAAUUGAACACUCUUUCACCUAAUUGAAGUAAGACUGCUCUUUUCGUGGCUGCCAGCUCCCUUCUGCUCUCUCUUUGGACAUUUGCCUUACUGUCAGCCCCUGGGAUAUGACGUCAACAAUCCUAGUGGAAUUCAACAAAAUACAGUACACAGUCCCUCACUGUUUUACUGCCCCCCCACCAUUCCAUCCAUAGAAAGCACCGUCCUCCAUUGCAUGGUUAGUCAUUAUUUAUUUAUUUGCUUACGCCAGAGAAAAUUUCAGCAGCAACUUGACAGCAGCCAGUCCCAGGCUAGGGCAGCCCCGUAGAAAUCUUGCAGUCCUGGUUAUCCCAGGAUCAGCAGAUCGACCCCGGUAGUUGCUCCAGUUCCUCCAAUUCAUGGUUGAUGGAUAGAUAGACUUUUUAAUUAUUAUUUUUUAUUUAUGGUACAAUCCACAGGCAGGUUACUAGACAACCAAUAAUAUGGUCAUCCAUACAACAAUAUUUACACAGCAUGUAAACUGUUGACUUCAUAUAUAUAUACACACACAUAUAUAUAUGUGUGUAUAUUAAACAGGCUUUGGAUUGAAUUUUGCAUUAUCAAAGAUAAGAAUGGUCUAAGACCCGUCUGAAUAUGACUGUGAUAACGUCAUCAUUAAUCCCAAAAAUAGGAGAAUGGUUUUACAGAAGACAAAAUGGGUAAUUUAUGGUAGGUUACAAUAGAGUGGAAAAUAAUUUGUCAGUAAACAAACAACUAAAUAUAGAUGUUAAAGGGACACUAUAGUCACCAGAACAACUACAGCUUAAUGUAGUUGUUCUGGUGAGUAUAAUAGUUCCCUUCAGGAUUUUUUCAUGCAAACACUGCCUUUUCCGAGAAAAGGCAGUGUUUACAUUGCCUCUAGUGACAACUCCAAGUGGCCACUACUUUGAUGGCCACUGGAGGUACUUCGUGGGUCAGUGCUGCCGAAAAAGCAGCCCUGACGUUUAGCGUCCCCAAGCUCUGCAUGGAAACGCUGAAUUUUACUCAUAGAGAUGCAUUAAUUCAAUUCAUCUCUAUGAGGAGGUCCUGAUUGGGCAAAACUGCAUUUGACCCAGCCCCCGUGCCAAUUGGCUAAAAAUCGGCCAUUUUGAUGAUGUUACAAAGGGGGCGGAGCCAGCACGGCACUGGAAAUAAGGUGAGUUUUAAACUUUUAUAGGGGGAUUAAGGGGGGGCAAGCCACCUUAAUGGUGGGUUAAACACUAUAGAGUCAGGAUACACAUUUGUGUUCCUAACCCUAUAGUGUUCCUUUAAGAAUACCACCAAAUUAGGGGGGUAUCCAUCUGAGAGCAUGAUGGAAUAUUAAAGCUGUAUACAAUUAAAAUAUAAUAUAAGGUAUUCGAAAAGUAAUGUUCAACAACCUGUAGUGAGAUUUUAUUUCAUUUUACAUUUAUAAAUAUAAACCCUACUGAGUAUUAUUCGUGCUUUUCUGCCAGUUGUUCGGUAGAUUCAAUCUACCGAACAACCGCACAAAUGAAUAGACCACCUGGGAGCUGGAGUGUGCCGGCAAUUAACCUCCCUGAAGCUGCGGUUAACCGCAGCUUAAUUGAUGAAUGCUGGGUGGCCGCCAUUUGUAUCCCGAACACGAGGUCGCGGCCAUUUUAAACAUACGAAUGCACAGCGGUGUUCGCCCCUAUUUUCAUGGAACUAAAAUCGGACACAGUUUUGCACGAACACCGCUGAAGCCGCCGACCUCCCUUCUUGUUCGGUGGAAGUGCACGAACGGCCGGUGUUCGGUAGUUUUGUUCAAAUGUGUUAUACCCCAGAUAGGAGUCCCAUGGAGCCCAUUCGUAUGAAACUGACUGUAAAGACUUUGGCUCCAUGGCGAUUAAACUGUAUUCGUGUGGUCUGAGUGCCAUUCGCUUAAUAAUGUGCGCUCAGACCUGAGCUAUCUGGGGAUAUGUUACAUGUCUGUGUUUUAUGUAAUAAAUGUUACUUUAUGUAUUUUAAAGUAUAAUACUGGUUUUGUAUCCCCACAUGUGUAAUGGAGUUUUGCCUUUGUCUUGGGAGAUAAUUUAAUUACUUCCCAAUUAUCUCCCAGGGCAGAGGAGAGGAAGCCAGGAUGCAUCGUGGGAAUAUACUGGGACUGUGUGUCCUAUUUGUCUACUUGUCUGUCUUUUGUCACAGUCUCCCAUUUGGUCCCCUAGGGGAGUGUCCACCAGGUGGGAGACCUGCAUAAAUACUGGGCAGGUAGCCCUCAUUAAAACAGACCACUGCUUGACCCUCUACACGGAGCCUUGUCUUGUUCUUGGGGGGAUUCACUGUAUGCUGUUAGAGACUGAUUGCCAGGAGUGUAAGCUGAUUGUCUGCUUUUCCUGUUCGUCUGCUAGCAGCUAUUUGGGAGGUUCCAGUUCGGGAGUUGGAGUGCUAUUUUGUAUCCAGUUCGGGAGUUUGGUGUUGUGCAGUAGCUGUGCCUGUAUCUCUGGAAAGGGGGCUGAUCGCCUAAACAUUUUUUACCCCUUGUGUGCAAAACGGUCCGUUACACCCUCCUUUUGAAAAAAUAUUCUGCACUUGCGUGAAAACUGGUGGGCGGUAAGGAAAUUUUUUCAACCAAAAAGAUGCAUUAGUGGGCGGUAGGUAGAAAAAGGUUGACUACCACUGGUUUAGACAGACAUUCUCUAGGGCAUCUGACUGAAAAAGAAAUUCAGUUAAUGAAUUUAUAUGACAUCUGACAUCAGCUCGAAAAUUAAAUGGACAGUGGACGUUGUUUGCAGGACAACAAUAAAACAUUUAGUUGCCUCUUAUAAAACUGACUGGGUGCCCCAUCUUACUUACCUAUGUAAUUAUGCACUCAUACAGAUACAUACACAGAGACAAGUUUAUUUAUAUUCCACUUUAUACUAAAUUUUAAAGUGAAUUUCAAAUUCAAAGGAUCACUAUAGGGUCAGGAACAUAAACAUGUAUUCCUGACCCUAUAGUGUUAAAACCACUAUCUAGCCCCCUUGGGCCCCUCAUGCCUCUAUUAAUAUAGCAAAAUCUUACUGUAUUCACGCCAGAAGCUGUAGCUCUUCAUGCUGUUAGCCUAAAAAAAAAAAAACUAGCAGUCUGAAGUGGUGGCCUGAUCCAAUCACAAUGCUUCCCCAUAGGAUUGGCUGAGAUUGACAGAGGCAGAUCCGGGGCAGAGCCAGCAAGAUUCAAACACAGCCUGGCCAAUCACCAUCUCCUCAUAGAGAUGAAUUGAAUCAAUGAAUCUCUAUGAGGAAAGUUCAGUGUCUGCAUGCAGAGGGAGGAGACACUGAAUGUUUGGAUGCAUUUUAGGGAGCCAUGACCCAGGAAGGAUCUCUAACAGCCAUCUAAGGAGUGGCCAGUGAAGUUAUCACUAGGCUGUAAUGUAAACACUGCAUUUUCUCUGAAAAGACAGUGUUUACAGCAAAAAGCCUGAAGGUAAUGAUUCUACUCACCAGAACAAAUUCAAUAAGCUGUAGUUGUUCUGGUGUCUAUAGUGUCCCUUUAAGUUUAAAAUAGUAAAACUGGAAACAUUCUCUCAUCUAUGUUUUCAGUUUGCCUAUUCUGGUCUUAAAUUUAAAUUCACUUUGAAUUCUCACUUUAGUGAAGAACCCUGAAAGGUACACACAUGCGUACACAAGCACAUGCGCAUACAUCAAUACUAGGGAUUGACCGAUGUAAUUUUUCCAGAACCGAUGCCGAUACUGAUUAUUGGUUGCCAUUCGGAGCUCCUAGAAAAUGGGGACAUUAGGAUAGAAAAUUGGGAGAGAGGGAUUUGUGCCAAAAAUAGGGAUUGUCACUUGGUAUGACAUCCCUUUAUCUUUCUGAUAUUGUCUGCUUUAUUAAAUUCUACAUAAUGUGGUCCUUAGGGUCAGUACAUGCAUAUACUAGGGAUCAACCAAUAUUGUUUUUUUAGAGCUGAUACCGAUAAUCUGUGAACUUUCAGGCCGAUAGCCGAUAACUUGCCGACAUUCUGUACAUUUACCAUUUUGAAAAACAAAUACUAUUUCUAAAGGUCAUACAUACAUACAAAUUGAUGGAGUGUCUUGGUAUACAAUAAAUGGCAUAUAAUGCACAAUAAAAGCUGUAAAGACAAAAAGGACAAAACCUACAAUACGGUAAAAAAUAUUGGUGGCUUGAAGUAUAAUAUGUGGUAGGUACUCACAAACCCAGAGCCAAAAGGAACUGGCUCAAUUCCAACGCCUGUGGGGUAAUUAUAAGGGUUCCCACUCCCUUUCUAUGUAGCAGCUAUUCUUGUAUUUUCUGUUGCCCCUGGAAAGAAGGGACCAUUAGCUCUUGGAUAGAGAAAGCUCUUCUUUAAUAAAAAUUCAUAAAAUAUACAACUGUAUUAAAUCUAAAAAACAAAUAAACAUAAAAAGAGAGUGUGUAUAAAAACACACAGAGUCUCUGUAUAAAGUAAUCCAAAGUACUCCACUGUGGGAGAUCAGCAAGUCUCGUAUCGCCCCAAAAAAGGGCUUCCUCAGUUGCUCCUCUAUUUCUAAAGGUAAAUGCACAAAAUAUACAUGCCAUAUGUAGUGGAUGCAGUGUGUUUAGACAGGGGAGCUGUGUGUGUUUGUGUGUUUGUGUAGUGAGUAUAUAAUGAAUGCAAAGUGUGUUUGUGUAGUGUGUUUAUAAUGAAUGUUUGUGUAGUGUGUAUAGUGAAUGCAGUGAGUGUUUGUGUAGUGUGUAUAUAUAGUGAAUGCAGCGUGCGUAAAGUGAAUGCAGUGUGUGUUGUGUUUGUAUAGUGAAUGCAGUGUGCAUAAAGUGAAUGCAGUGUGUUUGUGUAGUGUGUGUAUAUAAUGAAUACAGAGUGUGUGUGUUUGUACAGUGUGUGUAUAUAAUGAAUGCAGUGUGUGUGUGUUUGUGUAGUUUGUGUGUUUGUGUAGUGUGUGUGUAUAUAAUGAACGCAGAGUGUGUGUUUGUAUAGUGUGUGUAUAUAAUGCAGAGUGUGUAUAGUGUGUGUGUAUAUAAUGCAGAGUGUGUGUAGUGUGUGUAUAUAAUGAAUGCAGUGUGUGUGUGUGUGUUUGUAUAGUGUGUGUGUUUCUGAAGGGAUGUAAUUUGUGUAAAAUGAGGGGGAGGGAGCAUAUUUUAUUUGUAAUAGUUAUAUGUUUUAUUUUUUUGUCACCUCUCCCUGCUUGUUACCUGGCCAGGGAGGGGGCUAUGGCAUUCCCUGGUGGUGGAGUGGCACGGUCUGUGCAGUGGGGGGGCCCGCAGCAAGCUCUUACUUACCUCCCAGCAGCUCCCUGUGUAAAUCUCGCGGCCUGCGUGCCGCAAGGAGCAUUGCCAUGGUAACCGGUGGCAACGCUCUGCGGCCGCGGGACUCGCAAGAUUUACACAGGAAGCUGCUGGGAAGGUAAGUAAGAGCUUGCUGUAGGCCCCCCCAGGACCGCCGGGCUUGUAAGGGCACGGCGGUCCUGGUAUGUAUUAUCGGCAAUAUUGGUAUCUCUUUUGGCCGAUAUCGAUAUUGACGAAAAUACAGAAUAUCGGCUGAUAAUAUCCGUAAAACUGAUAAUCGGUCGAUCGCUGGCAUAUACCAUGGUACCUUGUUCUUUGCUAUUCAUAAGGUAAUGCACCAUUGAUCCCUUUUCCUCAAUUAUUUUUAAUUCAAGAAGUAUGAAACGUUGGGAUGCCACCUCUUUAGAAGAACUCUAAAUACACUGUACACCAGAGUUGGUAUACUGACUCAAAUAAAUGUGAGUGUCACUUUCAAGAUACCUAAAUCACCGGAGGAAAUCUCGUACAGAAUUAAGCUAUAUUUUUACUCCGUCUUCUUUCUAUGUUACACAUGUAAAAAUCACUGCACUGUACUGGAUAUGAUUAAUAUUUUAGAUCUUAGUGUGAAAAUUUCCAGAUUUGACUAAUUACAUGACGUAAAGUCAUGAUUUUAUUAAGGACACGGAGGUGAGUAUUAGGCUUAUCUCUUUCUUUUAUUCCUCAGCAGCAAAGAAAACUAAGGUAUUCAUAGUAUAGGAAAAAAUGAACAAAUACCCUCACAGGGUUAACCAUUACUUCAUUGGACGGUUCCAGAGAGGGUGUCCAGCGUCCGGGUGGCCGGAUGCCAUGGCCGGAGUGAGUUUGGGUAAUAAAGUACCCGAAAUUAUGCAGGGAGAAAAGUGGGUUAGCCGCCCUGGCGGGCGGGAAAACGGAAGGGCGGCAGCCUGAAGCAGCACACCCCCAGGUGGCCCCCCACGAAGGGGCCAGCACGGAAAAUUGUCAAUUAUAUACAAUAAACAGUGCAGUCAUAGAUAAAACACACACAUAAACAGUAUGACAUGUCAGAGUAAAUCAAAUAUGGUGGUACUUAGCUGAGGCAGCAGCAAAGAAAGAGGAGGAGAUGGGGGUCACAUGGGACUAUAUGAUAUGUGGACUAUUCCCAUUGGUUAAGAUAUAAUGAUGUAAUGGUUAACCCUGUGAGGGUAUUUGUUCAUUUUUUCCUAUACCAUGAAUACCUUAGCUUUCUUUGCUGCUGAGGAAUAAAAUAAAGAGAUAAGCCUAAUAAGAGCCUCUGUGUUCUUAAUAAAAUUAGAUAUUAGUCAGGUUAGGGUUAGUGUUAGUUCCCAUAUGUGGUAGCAAUGGUCACAUUACAAUUAUUUUUGGAAGAAUGUCCACAUAAUAAUCAAUAUUACUCCUUCUGUUGUGACUUUGACUCCAGAACUAUGUUAAUCAAGUAAUUUUCUGAAAACUUAGCCAAAGUGGAUAAGAUAAUGGUAGGCCACGUCUUGAUAGUGGCCACUAUGGUAGUAUCACGUUAUUGGAAGUCUGACAUAGUUCCUGCUAUUAAGAUGGUACUAACACAGGGGCUGAUCCAGAAACUAAUCUCGGGAAUGGCACUGGCAGAUUAUUUAAAGAAACAAUUAGUGCACAAUAACCACUUCAGCUCUCUGUAUCGGUAUAAUGCCAGGAGUGCCAUUGCGCCCUCCCAUAGUAAGUAGUCAAACCAUUUAAAAAACAAUUUGACAACUUACCUGUGACCUGCCAGGAUAGGGGAAGUGGAGUGUGUGUGUAAGGGGUGACGUGUGUGUGAGGAGUGACAUGUGUGAGGGGUUAAGUGUGUGUGAGGGGUGGAUUGAGUGUUUGUGAGGGGGGGCAGUGUGUGUGUGUGUGUGUGGAGGGGUGUAGAGUGUGUGUGAGGGGUGCAGAGUGUGUGAGUGGUAAAGUGUGUGUGUGAGGGGUACAAUGUGUGUGUGAGUGAUGUAGUAUGUGUGUGUGUUUACAUGUACAUGGUAUGUGUAUGGAGUGCAGUGUGUGUGUGUGAGGGUGCAAAAUGUGUAUGGGGGACAGUGUGUGUAUUGGGGCAGUGUGUGUAUGUAUAGGGGUGCCGUGUGUAAGGGGGGGAAAGAGUGUGUGUUUAGGGGGCAGAGUGUAUAUUUGGGGGGCAGUGUGUGUGUUUGUGGGUUCAGUGUGUAUUUGGGGGGCAGUGUGUGUUUGUGUAUUGGGGAAGUGUGUGUGUUUGUGGGGUGUAGUGUGUGUAUGGCGGGUGUAGUGUGUAUGUGUAUGGGGGUGCAGUGUGUGUAUGGAGGGCAGUGUAUGUGUGGGGGGUGCAGUGUAUAUAUUACGGACAGUGUGUUUGUGUGUGGCGCAGUGCGUGACAGUGUAAGUAGGUAUUGUUUCUAUGAAGGGGUAGAUUAAAUAUAAUAUGUUUUGUAUUAUUAAAAUUAAUUUAGUUAAUAUCCCCCCUCCCUUCUUACCUCUGGCCUAGGAGUGGGGACAGUGUUUCCAUUCCCUGGCAGUCCUAGUGGUGAGAGUGAACUCUAGCCUGCAGCUCAGCUAGAGUUCACUCUCGCGAGAACGGAGCAUUGAGUCCGGUCUGUGUAGGCAAACAGCAGGGCCGGCGCUUGGAUAGGGCCGGAAUGGGAGACCCUGGACCUCACUAUUUCCUCGGGGGGAGGAGGGGAGGAGCAAUUUCCCUGUUGCCGACUCCUGCCCCCCCCCCCGGAUCCGCCACUAACAUUGGCAUUAGAGAAUGAGUCUUAUGAGAUGCACCUCAGAUUGACAUCAAACACGAGAAUCAUUAACUUACUACUGGAACCUAUGGGUGGAUAAUUUCAAACAAAUAUACUCUUUAUGAUGACAUUUUUGCUGGAUUGUAGCUCAUGUGCCUCUCCUUUUACUCUUGUUUUGUUAGCAUGCGCAACAUAUACUAUAUAUCUCCAUCGCAUGUAUAGUGCUUUUCUGAUAUGAGAUACUUUAUUACACCUUAUUUGACACUAUGUAGUGUUUUUCAUAAUGCAUAUGUUGCCAAUUUUAGAAUGGAUGGAUGUUUUUCUCCAUUUCUUUUUGUUUGUUUGAUUUAUUUGUAUUCUUAUUUUUUAUUCUAUAUAUUUCAUUAUUUUACGAUGAUUAUUACUAUUAUUAUUGUUGUUAAAAAUGAAAACCUUUCAAUAAAAUAAUUUGACAAGAUAUAAGGUCCAUCCAUUCACAGAUCCCGUUGUAUGUGCUUUCCUGGUCAAAUCAGGGCAUUUGACAACUGUGUCAGGACAUGAACAUCCCACCUCCUCAUGGGCACAGGAUAUCAGGGAUAAUCAUGUACUCCUACAUAGUAAUCUAUGCAAGAAAGCAGAUGCUUAUGUAGAGAUAUACUAACUUAACAAAAAUACAUUCAAGGACAAAUUCCUGUUAGGUUGCAGAGAACAUAUAUUUUGAAGAUAGCAAAAGUUAUGUUGAGCUGCAUUUUUUUAAGGUCAGAUUUGGGCAACCAGUUAUGAGACAGGUCUGGAUGCCUGUUUUAAAAAUCUGAAAACAAAGAAUGAAGUUAAUAUAAUUAAAAAAACAAUAAAUAUUUAUCGAGAUAGAAAUUAUUUCUACUUUAAAGUUAAACACCAUUUGUCAUUGUCGUGCAAAAACCACAGGAAUGCGAGCAUAGUUCUACGGCAUGCAAGUACAUAUAUAAAAAGACGUGUAGUUUACAUAUCUGUGUAGUUAGUAGGUAUAGAUGCAUACUUGGUGUAUGAGUCACAAUGCCACAUUGUGCAUUGUGGAAUUGUGACUGAUGAGCCAUGAUCCUUCAACAAAUGUUCCCUCUUAAAAGGUGUCUAGCAUAUUCUGUAAUGCUGUGCAUUGAUAUAUUUUUCAUAUUGAAAUUGCACCUGAUAUAGAAUUGUAUAUGAUAUAUAAUAGCCAAUAAAAUGAUAAGCAAAUGAGAUUGUAUCAUAUUUUUCACAAUUAUACACAGUUUCCUUCUGGAUAAACAUUAGCAAAAAAGGCAACUGUGGAUGGCUAAAUUUAUAUUAUGGAAAAACCCUUGAUGCUGAUGCUAUGUAAUGCUUAUUAUAUAAGCUAAUAUGAUGCAAAUAUCUUACACAGUACAAUAAGGACAGUGGACAUCUAUACAUGUAAAAGAACCCACCAGUGUUAGCAAUAAAAAAAGACUGUCGAUAAUUUCGGUUUUGGGUCCUCCUGUAAAGAAAAGAUAUUAGUUACAGCUAAUAUAGUGCACAAGACGGUUUCCUUGCCCCAUAUCUGCUCCUCUUGGAGAUCCUUACUAGUGAGUCAAAAAGAAGCUUUGGGCUCCUUCACCUGUGGUUUUGGGGAAGUGCAAAUAAAAGACUUGCCCCCUGAGUAACUUAUGAGCUUGGUACAUCUCAGUGGAAUGGUGCAAUUUAGUUUACUUAUAAAAUCUCUAGAAAGGGGGCACUCUGUUAACCCAUAAAGCACUUGAACAAGCGGAAGGGGUUUGAAGUGUUCCUUUAAGAAUAAGAUUUACUUGUCACCCUGUCUCUUAUUCAUAACACCCGAAAUAUAUUUAGUAAAAUCUGUAAUACAAAUCGUACAUGAUUUAUCAUGUCCCUUUAUUGUAAUACAUGUCAAUAGCACAGAGGUCUAUUGUCUGGUAGUUUGCAGACAUUUGCGUAUUCUGUAUUUUAUAUAAGUUAAGAUUUAUUUAUUUUUGUGGGGGGGGUGGUUGGGGGGCAGGGGGAAGCCCUCAAAUCCCCUACAUCUUGACAUUCAUAAAGCAUAUUAAAAAAAUAAAAAUCAACCGAAAUGAACUUCAUGGCUUUUUAUGUUUGAUGAGUCUUAUAAUCCGCUUAUAAUGAAUUUCAAUGCCAAAAUAUGUUUUAAUGCACAUGUACCUUUGGCAUGUAACAUACAUUCCUCACUGACAAAGAAACACCAGGGCAUAUACCUCUCAACACCUUCUAAAUACACAGAAUCUGGAUAUGUAAGUCUCACUCCAGUUUAAUGAGAAGAGACGCCAAGAAUACAUUCUUCAGCCUCCUCAUGUAACACAGGAUGAAAGACCGAACCUCAUGCCAAUAGCUAAUGCUGAGUAAUGUUCAACUCUUUAUUUUUAAUUUUUUUUAAGUAAACUUUAGAAACACAAGUCCUUCAAUUCUUUCAUUUUGUCAGAAUAAUGAAAUACACGCAUCUGCGUCUUGUAAUAAACAUUGUUGUUGUUUUUUUACAAAUAAGUAUAUACUGUGUUCAUGUUUGCUGAUAUAGCAUCUCUAUCUAUAUAGAGGAAAUAAAUAUUGUGUGUGUAAUAGCAUUUUCUUCAUGGGCAAGAUCUUGCUGGAAUUCAUUAAAGGACCACAGCUUAAUGAAGUGGUCUGGGUGCCUGGUCCAGCUAGGGUUAACCCUUUUUUUAUAAACAUAGCAGUUUCAGAGAAACUGCUAUGUUUACACUGAGGGUUAAUCCAGCCUCUAGAACCUCUAGUUGCUGUCUCAUUGACAGCCGCUAGAGGCGCUUGCGUGCUUCUCACUGUGAAAAUCACAGUGAGAAGACGCCAGAGUCCAUAGGAAAGAAUUGUAAAUGCUUUCAUAUGAACUGGCUGAAUGCGCGCGUGGCUCCUGCCGCGCAUGCACAUUCAGCAGAUGACGUCGCUAGGAAGGAGGAGAGGAGGAGAGGAGGAGGAAAGCUCCCCACCCAGCGCUGGAGAAAGGUACGAUUUUAACCCCUGCCUCUCCCCAGAGCCAGGCGUGAGGGGGACCCUGAGGUUGGGGGCACCCUCAGGGCACUAUAGUGCCAGGAAAACGAGUAUGUUUUCCUGGCACUAUAGUGGUCCUUUAAGCUCCAAAUGUGGUCUCUAAUGGUUGGAAUGCUUGGGGUGUUCCUUUAAAGGGACACUCCAGGCACCCAGACCACUUCUGCCCAUUGGAGUGGUCUGGGUGCCAAUCCCACUACCCUUAACCCUGCAACUGUAAAUAUUGCAGUUUUCAUAAACUGCAAUAUUAACCUUGCAGGGUUAACUCCUCCUCUAGUGGCUGUCUACUAGACAGCCACCAGAGGGCACUUCCAGGUUUAUAGCACACAUUUCACACGCUAUGUGAGGACCUCCAGCGUCGCUGAAAUCCCCAUAGGAAAGCAUUGUAAGCAUUUUUCAAUGCUUUCCUAUGGGGAGAUCUAAUGCGAGUGCGCGCAUUAGGUCUCUCCCCGCCAGCGGCCGAGCAUGUGCGAUAGGUCACCCCCGCCGGAUGACGUCAGCGGGGGAGGAGCGUGGGCGGACCCUGAACCAGCGCCGAGUGACGUCGGAUCUGGAUACUGGUAAGUCACUGAGGGGGUUUUAACCCCUUCAGCAACUUGGGGUUGGGGGGUGGGACAGUUUGUUUUCCUGGCACUGGAAAGUCCCUUUAAACAUUCUAAGGAAAAGCAGUGUUUACAUAGCUGCCUAGGGACACUUCCAGAGGCAGUCGUGACAGUCACCCUACAUGGAGGCACCGAAUAUUCCCCAGUAGACAUGCUGUCUGAUUCGUGAAUGAUUUACUUAGUGGACUUUCGGUCUAGUAGAGUAGACCUGUUUACUGUGUGACUCAACUUUGGAGAAAACAAUUGGCUGCACAACUAAACAGUAUAAAUAUGGCAUCCAAACACACUGUGUAAUACUUUCCUGUGUUUUAAGGGUGAGAAAUAGGAGAACACUUGGAACACAGCCACUAAUUCUCUCCCACACUCUAUAAAAUGUAUCCUUUGCAAUCAUUUGCUUGUUUUAUCUUACCGCCUCCUUCUCUGACCCUAGUUACUAAUACCUCACACAGUACAGAAUUCUGAGCCUGAUCUCACAAAGUGGGAAGGAUAAGAAUUAAAAGACAACUCUCAUUUGAAAUCUUAUUUUCAUAUAAUAAUCAUUUUAUAAAGUAAUGAAAGAAAAUAGAUUUAAAAAAAAAAAAGAUAUCAUCCCUACCUUUCGUAUAUGAAAGGAUCCUUUGGCCAUAUACAUACACCUAGGGUCAGACAAUGUUUGAAAACCAACAGCUAGUCUCUGCAAGUAGUGAAGCAGAGAAGAUCAUAGAGACUAACACUGUCUGAUCCAAGGUGCAUGUAUAUGGCUUAAUGAUCCUUUCAUAUAAUAAAUGUAUGGAUAAGUUUUUCUCAUUUUUUACAUAUUCUUAAUAAAAAAAAUAUGUUUUCCUUUCAAUACUUGAUGAAAUGAUUAUUAUAUUAAAAAAAUAGUUUUAAUGUGAUUUUUGGCAUUUAAUGAAAUGGUCAUUUGACACUUUAAACUUCACAUUUGUGUUCAGUCAACUGAAGCAAAAGUCUGAGUCAGCUUUUAAGUGGCUCAGUAAUAUGUGAGUUUGCUAAAUUAUUCACAAUUUAAAAUUUAUCUGGAUGUUAUAACCCUAUGUUUUUUUCCUGAUUUUAUAGUUACAGGAUUUUUAAUUGAAUACAAGGGUAAAGAAAUUUACUGUUUGUGUGUGCUCUCACCGUAUACUAUUUUUUUCACUGAUUUUAUGAGUGACCCCACAGGUGAUUGUAGCACUCUACUCCAUUGUAUUUUAACCUAAUAUACGCACGUUUUUCUUUUUAAUUGAAGCAAAAGUGCAUUGUGUCUCCAUUCUUAAUGUGUGUUUCUGACUUUUAGUUCUUACUUUGACUUUUGUGGCAAGUGUUGUGAUAAUUUAAGACACAAUAUAAAGUUUAAGCAAAUAUAACUGCAUUGAUCACUUGGGGGAAUUUUAAAACUCUGCUAUUUUAAUGUGAACCCUUUCAUCUGUUUCAACUCGCCACAACUCACUAAUUAGUGGAUAGACUCCUUUGUGUGUUGUGCUAUGAGAUGUUAAAAAUAAUCAUUACAAAUUCCACUAUAAUCGCACUCGAUGGCUUAAUAAUAGUUGGCCACACUAAAUAAAAGCGUCACUCUAGGGAUUUCUGUGUAAAUGAACUCCUACUUUGUUUAAUGUUAACCAUUCCUAGGCAGACCAGGACAUGUCUGUCUGGCGGUUUACUAAUACACUAGCCCUAAUCCUAAUUUCACUGAGUUGUUAGUCUCUUGGGUUAUGUUUGGUGGGUGUUUUCUUAAACAGCACCCAGGCAGGGUUAUACACUAAAUUAGGGACUAGGAAGGGAUUUAAAAGUUGAACAAUACCUAAAUUUGUUUCUACUUGAGCUAUGGUGGAUAAAGAUUACAGUUGCUAUCUUCAAUUAUCUGAUUAUAUAAAUCCAUUACAAGAGGAUUACAGAAUAAGAGUGACAUAAAGGGAUAUAAAUUUACAUUUAAUUAUAAUACACUAUGGUCGACCAAGAGUGUAUGCAUGAUAGUACAGCACAGUUGUCUAUAUAGAGGAUACCGCAAGACUGUGGGAUCCACUAUUGACCAACUCAUGUGGAUGUAUGAGAAGGAGCUUCGUUCCCACAGCUAUUGCAAACCUGAUGGUGGAAGAUCGGUCUUUUGUCAAGUUUUGCUAAUUUGAGGCUUGACCGUAAGACAAACUACUAGCUGCUUUUGCUUAUUACAUCUUUUGAUUACAGUGAAAUUUCAGUGUAGUCCCAAACAGUCAAGAUUAUAUUUCUAUAAUAAUUUUAUUGUAGUGAGAGAGCACCUAUAAAGCAUCAUUAUGGUUCCUUGGCUCCUUGUAAGUUUUUAUGGAUUUGCUCUUCAUAAUAGACAACUAUCACUCCAUGAGAUAUCAGGAUUUUCUAUAAUACCGGCCUUUGUAGACAUUUUUAAGUUAAUUUUAGCUUUCAAACGCUCAAUAUCUACUUAUCAAUGGUGAAACUAUCUGUGAUUAUACAAUAAUGAGUGCAACAUACAAUAAUUAUAUUUAAAUGUUUCCACAGUAAUAUUAAAGGGAGGAACACAAUCAGCACCCAGUGAUUUACAGUCAAACUGGCAGAUAUCUUGAGUAUUCCAGAAUGGCGACCUUUGGAUUUUGGCAGCUAGUUUACCUUCUUGUCCUCAUACAGGUAACAAUUCAGAUCUGUGUCAUUUUCUACUUGGAUAAUUAUCACAAUGUUUCUCCAGUUCUUUACUUUUUCAAACAUGAUUUAUUGAUUUAUUUAGAUAGUUAAGCAUGAAGACAUUAGCCUUAAAGGUAUUCUGCUGUGACAAUCUUGUUCUAUGCACUUACAGAUAGGUCUUGUAUUUACUGUCAAUGCCGACUGUCAGGAAAAUGAAUUUGAGGAUGAGCGUGGCAAUUGUCUCCCAUGUAAACAGUGUGGACCAGGACAAGAACUUUCCGAGGUGAGAAGAACAUUGUAAAGUAUAUAUAGCAUAGAGCAGCCAGAUCGACCAUGCUUCCCUGGACAAAUAUAAUAAUUAAAAGGAUUCUGUAGUGUUAGGAAUACAAACCUGUAUUCCUAGAACUGUAGUGCCCUCUGAUCCCCUCCUCCACUGCUGCCCCCCAUAGACGAAAAUUAUUUAUGCACGAUUAUUUACGCACCCGAUUCCAGCGCUGAUGUCCCUCGCCGCUGGGUUGUGCUCCACCUUAUCCGCUGUCAUCUGAUGGGGGUUGCUGUUGCGCAAGAAAGCAUUGCCUCUAUGCUUUCCUAUGUGUAUUUCACUGACACUGGAUGUUCUUAUGCAGAGCGUAAGGAUAUUCAGCAUCAUUUAAGAGACUCAGAGACCGUUAGAAUCCAGGAAGUGCCUGUAGAGGCUGUCUGAAAGACAGUCUUAGUCCUGCAAGGUAUUUAUUCCACUUUCUCUAAUCCUGCAAUGUUUUACAUUACAGGACUAAGGGUAACAGGGACACUGCAUCAAUGAGAUGAAGUGGUCUGGGUGACUAUAGUGAACCUUUAACAGCAAAUAAUAAUUGUUUUGUUCCAGUUUUUUUUAAAUUAUAUUCUGCUGAAGAUAAACAAAUUCAUUAAUCAACUGAGGAUCCUAAAGGAAUUGCCCUAAUUAAUUUCAUUUCUGCAACAAAUGCAUUGUAAUUGUGACAGGACAUCACUUUUCAUGCGCUCCUGCUGAGAAUGAAGAAUGUAUGUGUCCGAGAAAAUCUGGUGGUUCUGGCAACUCUAGCUAACAAGAUCAUUUUUAAUAAUUAAUUCAGUGUACCCACUUUGCCUUGAUAAGUAUUCUGACAAACUUCUUGGCUGGUUAUAGCAGUGGUAACAUCACUUCCUUAAAACUGGGAAACCCAGGGCCUUCAACCCUAAAUCCUCUUUCGGGAUUGUAAAGUGCUGCAGAAUAUGUUGGCCCUAUAUUAAAGUUCUUAUAAUCAUAACUCUCUUGGGCCUUUCCAUGUGUUGCAGUGUUGCAAAUAGGAUUUGUUUUUUAAUUGGUAUUUUUACAAUCUGGCACAGGACCAACACAAUCAUCACCCUUAGAGGACGAUCCCUACUAUACAGGAAAAUUGUUUUGGUCCACAAGAUACUUGAGACUGAAGUAGAUGUUUACCUGUCAGCAUAUUAAUGAAUUUAAGAUGCAGCCAAAGCUACUCUGGGAAGAUUUGAAUCAAACCAAAAAAACUGAAUGCCUUAACACAGCCAAUUCAAAGCUCAGAUCUCAUUCUGAUUGAGAAUAUGUAGAACAAUGUUAAAGGGACACUAUAGUCACCAGAACAACUACAGCUUAAUGUAGUUGUUCUGGUGUGUAUAAUAGCUCCUUUCAGGCAUUUUCAUGUAAACACUGCCUUUUCAGAUUUGUCAACUAAAUCUAAAAAAUGUACUCAACUAAAAUCUGACUAAAAUUGUUAGUUGACAAAACCCCUUAAGACCGCAGGGCGUACUAUUACGCCCUAUUCUAAGCGGCUCUAAACGCCGCCGGGCAUAAUAGUACUCCCUCCGGUCUUUUCCUACUUACCCAGGGAGCCCCCCGCGGCACGUCCGACGUCCUGGAAGCCCCCCGGCCAUGUGAGAGUGGGGUCCUUUUCAUGGUGUUUUCAAAAGUUACAGCGUCAAAUAUAAGGCUUGCCAGAUUGGUUAGGUUGCCUUUGAGACCCGAUGGUAGCCCAAGAUUGAAAAUUACCCCUAUGAUGGCAUACCAUUUGCAAUAGUAGACAACCCAAGGUAUUGCAAACGGGGUAUGUCCAGACUUUUUUAGUAGCCACUUAGUCACAAACACUGGCCAAAAUUGGCGUUUUUUGCAUUUUUCACACACAAACAAAUACUAACGCUAACUUUGGCCAGUGUUUGUGACCAAAUGGCUACUAAAAAAGACUGGACAUACCCCAUUUGCAAUACCUUGGGUAGUCUACUAUUGCAAAUGGCAUGCCAUUAUGGGUGUAAAUUUCAUUCCUUGGCUACUAUACAGUAUCAAAGGCAACGUAACCAAUCUGGCGAAUUUCAAUUUCAAAUGUAACGUGCUGUAUUUGACCCUGUAACUUCCCAAAACGCCAUAAAACCUGUACAUAGGGGGUACUGUCUUACACCUGAGACUUUGUUGAAUACAAAUAUGUGUAUUUUAUUGCAGUAAAAGCAAACAGUAUUAUGACAUUGACCGUUAAAAUGUCAUGUAGAACUAAAAAAAAAAAAAAAUGCCAGGUUUUGUUUACAUUUUGUUUUGUUCACAACGUGUACAUUUGGCUCCGUCCUUAAGGGGUUAACACUGAUGUAGAAACAUUUGAAAAUGGUUCCCAUCCAAUCUGAUUUACUUAAGUAUUUAUGCUCUGUAAUUUGAGGUAUAAUUACAACCAAAUGUGAUUCUACAAACUCAUGUGUGCAGGUGAGGGGUGAACUCUUAUGUAAUCAUAAAUGUUUUUUGCUUAUUUACCUUUUGUGACACAAUAAAUUGUUAGGUAUGUUGUGCAAAAAAAAAUGUUAAACAUCUCAGUAAAAUCUAUUUUAAUUCCAUAUUGCUGCAAAAUGUGGAAAUGCCUGUGGGGGAUAGGUGUGUGCGGCACAUUUUAUUAGGCUCGGCACUCAGGAAUAUUUAAUCCCCAAAGUCAAACAUUUAGCAAAGGGGCAAUAAUAGGAUAUUUAGUGCUAGCAGUCAAAUUCAGUUCUUGCACCUCCUCUGUUCUUUAUGCAAGACUUGGAAAUGGAGAACGCAAGACUGCGACUCCACACCCCUGCAAUUUCUUCCAAUCAGUCAUGCACAUCUUGCGAGAAAAAAAAGUGUCAAGUCAGGUCCAUAUUGCUGUGCAAUAAGAAAUGUCUUAGUACUUGCUCCAAUUUCUCAUCGUACUCCCAAUGAUACUUUUGCAAGGAGGUAAGAGAGGGAAAUUCAACAGCUAGGCAUUACAGUCAGCAGUGUGAAAAUGAAAAGUAUGACCAGUUUAGCUUUGGUUGUGGUAGAGAAUGUCUGGGCUCACAUAGUACACUUUGCGCAUUCCAGUGACAAAGGAGGUGAAUUCUUAUGCAGGGCACUAUAUAAAUUUACAUUUAACUAUUCUUUAUUAAAGUAGUAUCAGUAAUAUGUUUGUUGGGGCAUUAAUUAUAUUAAGGGACCCUGUGUGCCCUGUAAUUCCUUUAUUUCAGUGAAGUGGUCAUUGUGUCUAGAGUCCCCUGGCACCAUCAUUAAAUUCGGCAUUCAAUUGCUUUUAAUGCUUUAAUGUUAAACAAGCGUUCUCAGCAUUCCAUCCCCCCUGUGUUGUUUGGGCUAUUGUGGAAGCAAUAACCUAAGCAGCAGCUGACGGCUGAGAAGGUCAGGUUGCCGUAUUCACUCUAUCACAGCUGCCAUUGCUGAUAUGAAUUGGUAAAGCUGUAAGACAGUGUGUAGGGAACAGUAGUGGCUGGGCGGUGGGUAGACAGAUAGCCUUAUAUAGUGUUAAAAUGCUUGAAAAUGGUUAAAAACAUUAAAUAUGGCAUAUUUCAAAUUCUACUUAUUUAUUUGUCCAGGUUUAGUUUCAUACAGAAAUUUACAGUACAAUGCUGUUGAUGCAAUGCAUGUCACCUAGAAAGGAGGCAUGUCAGCUUGAAUUUGACAAGUAAUUUAGCUAGUUACUUAAGACUGCACAUGAGUGCUUGUUUAGUGAAGCUCUCAGGUUGCAUUAUUUGGGGGCUUUUAGUGGUGUCCCCAAAAUUAGGAGACCAAAUUAAAAACCACAGCAAGCCCAAAUUAGGACUGUUGAGAGGCGAGUUAUGAUUUAACUUAAAUUAUUAGAUUAUGAGAUAUGUUUGUGUUUGUGUUUAGGACUGUGGAAAUGGAAGAGAUGCUCAGUGUGUCCCCUGUAGACCUGGCAGAUAUAAGGAGGAUCGAGGACACCAGCGAUGCCUCCGCUGUCUCCCUUGUGCUGUUAUCAAUCGUGUCUUGAAAGUUAACUGCACCCCUACCAUGAACUCCAUAUGCGGUGACUGUCUACCAGGGUGAGUUUGGUUCCCUGAGUCCAUUUAGUUGAUAUAUGUUAACAGGCAAAGCUUGUUUUAGAAUCUCAUAUUGCACAGAUGGUAACAUCAUCCCUGAAUCCCAGAAUGAGCAGUUAACACUGCAUGGAUCACCUCUCUGCAUUCUGGGGACCAUAAUCUCAGGCAGAACCUGAACAUACAUGAAUCAGUACCCAGGAUCAGUAGAAAUUGCACACCCAAGUGGCACCUACCAUCAUUUUAAUGAUGGCAGCUAAAAUAACAAGCACUCAAGAAUUGUGUGUCACAGUGCUGCCCAUACAAUAAAACUUCCACUUAACCCCUACACUAUUCUAACACCCUGCACUGUACUAUCAUAUUAAGUUUAAUCCCUACACAACCAUAACAGCAUCACUAAAUAUUAACCCCUAUACUACACUAUUGCUAAACAUAUAUUAGUUCAAUACACUAAACAUGAACUCCUACAUUACACUAAAUCUAAACUAAACGUUAACAGUGCUAACAAAUAUAUGCAAUAUAAAAAAAGUACAGAUAUUUAUAUAGGAUACAUAAUGGUAACCCAUGUAUUAUAGGAAAGUAUCUCGUACAUGUCCCAGUGGUGACUGAGACUGGUGGGAAUAAACCGACAUACGUUUAAUAAAGCAAUGUCAACUAUUUUUAAAAACAUUAUUCACUUUAAAAUUUGUUUGAAAUUGAGUGCAUUGUACUUGAUUUGUUACCUGUAGUGAUUUAAAUCAGCAAUUGAAUUCAUGUAAAAACAUUGAACUAUUUAAAUUUAAUAGGCUAUAACCCUUAAAAAAUAAGUUACAUUAGAAAAUGGGAAUUUUUAUAGAGCAAAUGUACACAUUUGAAUUAUCUCUUAUGACAUUUAGAGUAUAGAUUAAAUGGAAUGAAAUACUUUAAAUUAUCUCUGUAAAACUUUUCCCAAAUAACAAUCGCUAUGUAACUUGGUAUCUCCUAGGUGAAAUGUUAUAGUGAACUUGUUGUAGUCCUUUGUCAUUGCCUUGGAAAGCGCUCUGUUCUAGUACUGUUAUCGCCUAAUAGAAACACAGCACUCAGUGUGCCUCCCUAUAAUGUUGUAGGCAUUGUUCGAUCAGACAUGGCUCAUUCCAUGGAAAAAUACAUCAGGGUAUUCAGUUCAGCAUACUCCUGAAACUUAAAAUAUUCACUUCCGAUCUAUAAAGCACAACCCAGCUAAUGUGAAAAGAAUGUAGAGACACGUUCUACUUCCUAUCCCUUGUUUGUUGAGGAUCAGGAUUUUCUCUUGAAAAACAAUGGUUUUACAAGAGAUCAAGACCCUUAUUCUGUAUUUCCCAAAUUGAAAAGUGCUACAUUUUUUGUUUGUUUUGAACAACUGCAAUAUGUACAUCUACAUCAUUUUUACUGUGUGUCAUUCCUUUCAGGUUUUAUAGUAAAACACGGAUAGGAGGACUCCAGGAGUUGGAAUGCUUCCCAUGUACAUCUAAUACACCAUCAACAGAGCCUCAGUGUAUGUUGUCAAAUUUAUUAGCGAUCUCAAUGUAGUAAUUUGCUGGUUCUGAAGAGCUUGCAACAUACUAAAAAUGUUUGUCCGUUAUUCUGCAGGUCAGUCCAGGCCUGCAUCUCUCCAGCCAGUGAGCACUGUUUCUCCUCCUCGGGACCCUGUCAUUUUAGUGGCUGUUAUAAUGGUGGCCUUGGCACUAAUACUCAUUGCCUUGGUAACCUUCUCAGUUCUUUGCUGUGGACGCUUCUUCAAAAUCCAAUGUCAGAGGGGUGAGUAAAAAAUAUCCUAAUCUAUAGCUAGAGAAAUGAGAGCAAAUGCUGCCCGACACUUUGUGAACCUACCCAUAUCAUUAAUUCAUUAAAAUAGUCUAGAAGAGUAAACUGAGGUUUUGAUUGACUUUUUUGCAGCAUUUUAUCGAAGAACACAACACUUCUACUUUAAUAAUUAGGCCAAAAUGUUGUCCAAUUUUAGUUUUGAUUCAGUAAAUGUCUGUGGUGUAGAAAAUCAAUCUGUGAGACUACAUGGGCUAUUUCUUUAGCAAGUCUGUUAAACGGAUAAAAAAUAAAUAAAAAUAAAAAUCUUUAUUGAAGACAUUAGUGAGACUAUGUAGAUUAAUUUAGAGGAAUCUUUUCAUCACAGGUUUAAUGUAAUUACUCUCUAUAUAGAAUCCAAAUACUUAUUCCAGUAAUAUAGUGGACCAAUGCCUGAGAAAGACAUAUACAUUAUACCACUAGAUGUCUCUCCAUCUCUGUUUGCAACAUGGAAACAGUAUCAAUAUAAAUCAGUUCUUUAGCAGGUCUGUGUGAAUGGGGGUGCAGAGAUGUAUUUAUGAAGGAUGUUGGUGUGUGUAUGUGUGUGAAAAUCUUUGGAUUCAUUUAUAUGGUGGGUUAGGGUGUAAAUCAGGGGUAUAUUUACAAGCCUUUCCACUCUCCAUGCUUCUGGCCAUCUCCCUCCUAUUGUCGCUAACCCACCUCUCCACUUGGCAACUCCCUCCCCAUGUAAUACACCUUCUUUUCCUUGCCCAUGUAAUGCACAUUCUUUCCCUGCCCAUGUAAUACACAUUAUUUCCCUUGCCCAUGUAAUAUACCUUCUUUUCCUGCCCAUGUAAUACACCAUUGUUUUUCCUGCCCAUGUAAUACACCAUUGUUUUUCCUGCCCAUGUAAUAAACCUUCUUUUAGCUCUCCGUGUAAUACACCUUCUUUUCCCUGCCAAUGUAAUACGCCUUCUUUUCCUUGCCUAUAUAAUAGACCUUCUUUACCCUGCCUAUGUAAUACACCUUCUUUUACUCUCCAAGUAAUACACCUUCUUUUCUCUGCCAAUGUAAUACACCUUCUCUUGGGUCCCCGUGUAAAACACCUUCUUUUCCCUGCCCAUGUAAUAUGCCAUUUUUUCCCUGCCCGUGUAAUACACCUUAUUUUCACUGCCCAUGUAAUACACCUUCUUUUCCCUGCCCAGGUAAUACACCUUCUGUUUUCUUCCCAUGUAAUUGGCCACAUCCCAAAACUUCACUUUCCUUUUCUUCCCCAUUUCACCAUUCAUGUCACACACACACUCAUGCCCCUCCCUAAGUUACUAGUACACUUAUUCCCAUGUCAUAUCCUUUCUUUCCAUUAUCAAAUUCACUUUUUCCUCCUUAUGUCAUCAGUUCACUCUUUUUUACGGCACAUCUCGUUUUCUUCUCCAUGUCACUUUUCCCCCUUCAUAUCUCUAGUCUACUGCCUCCUUAGGCAACUUUACUCUCCAUAUCUCUUGGGCUCUCUUUAACAGUGACAUUUAAUUUUCCUUUUUCUUGCCUGUGUCAUAUCAGCCCACAAGCCUACUAAUUUCACUGUUCUCAUCCACACUGCUAACCUUCUCACCCACUCACUGCUAGCACCAUUUGUACCAACAUGCCUCAUAUUUAUAGGUGGCUGUUGUAAUUAAACUACCCACAGAUCAUCUUGAAGAGUCUCAGCUUAGAACACAAGCCAUGCAGCAAUGUGAGAUUCUUUAUAAAGUCAUUAGGAAACAAUAUAUGUUGCAGCCAUAGAAGUCUGACUUCCACUGACCAUAAGAUUUUUUAUUUUUUUUUAUAGCAUUUCAGAGAUCCCAUAAUUUUGCAGGUCAGCCGCGUAGUGUGGCAGAGAGUUGGGAAACCACACAGAGCCCACGUGAAGAGCAGCCAAUUCCUCAAUGCUGUUUUAGGUCUCCAGAGACGUGCCAACAGAUACAAAGUGAGUUUAAGGUCAAAUCUGCCAUUUUUGUUUGCUGAAGGAGUGUUCACUUACAUGACAGAUUUCAGAUUGUUCAGUAAUCCUUCUUUAUACAUUCUGCAAAUGUGAACAGUUAUUCCAGUUACCCAAAAAAAAGAACAUUGUCCACAAUUCUAAAAUUAACUAAAUUGGCAACAAGCCUCAUCUGUGCUACUUACUUGUAGUAGGUUUAAACAGAUAUUAUAGCACCUACGAUAUCAAUGUAUUCUUCUGAUACCUCAUUAAAUAAAUUGACAAGCCCAGCAGAAUGUUCUAUAUUUUUGAUGAUGUGCAUGUACAAGGUUAAAUGAUAAAUCUAAACCUUAGUUCCAUCAGUUCAUUUUUUUUUUUACAUUAUACGCAACUUGUGCAGUUAUUGUUGAGGGAAGAAAAUCAUGGGAAAAUAGUGCAACAGCUAGAAGGUUUCAUUUUCAAGUUACAGCACCCUUCUGUUACCCCAUAAUUUAGAAUGCUAAUGUGUUUCAUACAUGUUUGAUUUUUUUUUUUACAAAAGGUCCACUGGAAGAAGAAAGUCAUGCAGUUUCAGACAAAUCUUCCCCAAGUACCCACGUGAAAUGCAAUGACUUAGGUGCUCUUCAGCCAUCUGUGGAUCUGUGCCCAUUACCUCCUGCAUCCAUCAAACCUCACUAUACUCGAAGUGUAUCAGAGACGCAGCCAUUGAUCCGUAACUCUGGCUGUAGUGACUGCUUUUCGGGCUGCACUCCUACCUCAGAUUCUAGCCAAGUAGUAGCAGAACAACUGUCUACAAAAACUCAGUCAUGCGCCUCAGAACAACAGCACUGGUCUCAUGCUCCUGUUGAAUGCACAGAACUUGAUUUGCAGAACUUCUCGUCAGAGGUGGGAUUUUCUGCAAGUGAUCACACUGUGCCAAAGAACAGCUAUGGUUCUCUGCCAGGUCCCAGCUCUCAUACUUGUGUUAACAUGGACAUUACUCAAGAUAGGGCCACCUCAUCUACAAAGAUAGAACAAAGAUCAACAUGUAGACACCUGUCUCCCCAAAUUAUGGUAAGUAUGUUAGGUGUGAAUUUUGUGAACUUUUCUGAACCAUAAUUGUUGUAGGAAAUGCAUUUUUGUUAUAUUCUACAGAAUAAAUAAAGCUAAGAUCUUGAGUUAUACAUUAAUUAAUUACUGUGGUACCGAAGCUAAUUCAAAUGGCUGUAGACCCGGAGAUCUGAAACUCUGGCACGCCCGAUAUUAAUGGCCUACAACUCCUAGAAUUCUUUGAAUGCAGUAGAUGGUAGUAGAAUCAUGGGAUUUUUAGUUCAACCACAUCUGGGAAAUGCAUGUGUUUCUGGAUACUUUCAUUCUAACAGUAAUUAUAUAAAAAUCUCCCUUUAGACAUUUACAUAUUUAGCAAAGCAGAAGUAGCUAAGUGGGAGGGUCUGGGGCACAAAGGAGCAAAACAUUUUAAUUUUAUUAAAACUAAAUAGAUUUAAAUGUGAAGAAAAACACAACAUGAAUAUGAGGUCAAAGGCUAUAAAAUGCAUUUUAAUUUGCGUUGAUGUCCAUAGUGUAAAGGAACAUUCAAACCUUAGGAAUACAAACAUGUAUUCCUUAUACAUGGGUGAUUUAGAUAAUUGUGCUUCCAAUCAUGUUGUUUUAUUUAACUUAUUUCCCCGAUGCCUUUUCUUUCUCAGAAAAAGCAACGCUUGACUCUGCUAAUCCUGCAGACACAGGCUUGUUGCCCCGAAGCCACUACAUUAAGAUGUAGUGGUUCUGGUGCUUAAAGUUUCCCUUUAAGGACCAAUGAAAUGACAGCUUUUUGUAAGGUUUUUUGAUUAUUUCUUGUUCCUUAAGAGGUUAAACAGGAAUUUUUAUGGCAGUGAAUACAGUAUAUCCCAAACUAAGUACAUCUUGGCAAUCUUCUUAUAGCCUAGGCCAUCUCUUUGUAGAGCAACAGUUCUUUUUUUCAGAUCCUCAGAGAGUUCUUUGCCACUAGGUGCCAUGUUGAACUUCCAGUGACCAGUAUAUGAGAGUGUGAGAGCGAUCACACCAAAUGUAACACACCUGCUCCCCAUUCACACCUGAGACCUUGUAACACUAACGAGUCGGACUCCGGAGCGGGAAAAUGGCUAAUUGGGCCCAAUUUGGACAUUUCCACUUAGGGGUGUACUCACUUUUGUUGCCAACGGUUUAGACAUUAAUGGCUGUGUGUUUAGUUAUUUUGAAGGGACAGCAAAUUUACACUGCUAUACAGGCUGUACACUUACUACUUUACAUUGUAGCAGGGUGUCAUUUCUUCAGUGUUGACACAUUAAAAUAUAUAAUAAAAUAUUUACAAAAAUGUGAGGUGUGUACUCACUUUUGUGAGGUACUGUAUAAAUGAGAAUUAGAAACUAUACAUCAACAAACCCUCCAGUCAAAUUUGCUGGAUACUGUCCAAAGGCAAGAAAACACAUAUUAGGAUUUUAAAGGUACAUAACAAAAUGUUAGGGUGAUUUAAGGUAACAUUCUAUAGUUCAACAUAUUGAGGAACAAAGCUUUAUUGAAGACAUUAGUGGGAAUAUGUAUCCUAAUUUAGAGGAAUAUUUUCAUCACAGCUUUAAUGUAAUUACUCUCUGUACAGAAUCCAAAUACUCAUUCCAUUAAUAUUGUGGACCAGUGCCAGAGAAAGACAUGUGUGUUAUACUAGUAUUUACCACUAGAUGUCUCUCCAUCUUUGUUUCCAACAUAGAAACAGUAUCAAUAGAAAUUAUUCAGCCGUCUCAGAUAGACUUGUACUGUUAAAUCAAUGUAUUUGUUUUCUGUACCAGUAUAAGAAAGUCAGAGUUCGAAGAGCAUCCUAAACAAAGCAGAGACUUUUCUUUUAUGCCUUUCUGCGUCCUCUAGCUAAAUAGAAUAGUGAUGACGAUAUAGUAUAUUAUAUUUAUCAGAGUUAACUUGCACAUGUGAUACUUAGAAUGUUUGAAUGUUUAAUGAAAGGCUUGUACAAUCUAUAUUCAUACUCAGAAUUGACUUGCAAACAGUUACGUUUUGAAUGUCCAUUAUAUUUAGUUGAUUGAUCACUUAUUAUUUUGUAAGUUUACAUUGAUAACAUUAUGAUUUUCAGUAAUUAAUGUUUUUGUUGUUUUGUUUUUUUUGUUUUCAGACAUGUCAAGAUUUGGUGUCCAAGCUGAAGAAUGUCACUUUAGGUAAGUCCAUUGAUAACCUGAAAGAACAUAAGUUUAGCUUCCAGACUCUAUUCUGCUGCCUGUAUCACAGGCUUAUUUGCUUAAGUGUGAAUUUUCAACAAAUCAGUGUGACUUUAAAAUGUAAACCAAAAACAAUGAAUUGAAAAUAGAGCUGACUUUUUUUUACAAUUUUGCUAAUUUGACCUAAACUUUGAAAUCCACUUAGAAUUUUAGAAAAUUCACAAGCACAGUGAAUAAUUCAGUUAAUUUCUGCCAGGAAUUCUGGUUCUGUCCCUACAUCUUGUUUUGGCCCUUGUUGCUCCACAUUUGAAGACAUCAUGAAAAUGUCCCCAAUCAGUGCAGUCAGUAGUAGGACUAAUGCCAAAUUAAACUACCGGUACUUUAUUUAACUUGUUCAGCAGUGCCCAGUAAUCCAAAUAGUCAAGGAAACUUUUUUCCUUUAAUAAAUUGUAUGAAGGGAGACAGGGACCCGAGAUCUCCUUGCAUCAUAUCCUUUGUAAGGAGUAUAACUGAAUAUGAUAUUUGAAAUGGUGCAUUUAAUUAAUGUGCCAGUAGAUAAAAUGCACAUCAUUGUUUACACGUGUCAUUUUCAUACAUAUACAAAUAUACAUAAACAUAUGCCUAUACGUUUGGAUGCACAUAAUUUAUGUAGUUUAAGCCCCUGAAAACCUGGUUUAAAAUAGGUGUACUUAAAUGGUUGACUGACAUUGCGUAUACAUACAUUUACUCACUGUAAUAUUAACAUUAAACAAUAAAUAUAUAUAUAUUAAUGAAUGUGUUUGUGUAAAUAUAUAUAUAUAUAUAUAUGUGUCCAAUGCUUGCACUCCAGUAACAGAAAUUAUAUAGCCCGAUGCUUGUCAGCGAUAAUAAUAGUGAUUUGGUAUAAAGAUAGCACUCCAAGGACUUCAUAGAAAGUAUGAAAAAAUAACUUAGCUUUUAUUCAGCAACUGCCACAGUGGAUCAACGUAUCAGUUCUAUGUCAGAAGUUUCGUCAGGCUGAUGCUGAAUAAAAGCUAAGUUAUUUUUUCAUACUUUCUACGAAGUCCUUGGAGUGCUAUCUUUAUACUAAAUCACUAUAUAUAUAUAUAUAUAGAUUAUAUGCAUCCUAUUUUACCAACACAAACUACCUUGUUUUACCCUGCAGGUUUACACAUUUCUCAAAUUCCGCAUUCCCUGGUUUUGUCACUUGGACAUCAACUGGACCAGUUCAUACCAGGACAAAAGAACUUCAAGGACCUUGGCAUAUCAUUGGGACUAUCUACCCAGAUAAUUAAUCACAUGCAGGGAUUUGAGGCCCUGCACACCCACCUCUCCACUAGAUCUUCCUGCACGUUGCUGCAAAUGGUGCAGACUCUACAGGACCUGGCACGUGUUGAUGCACUUUCUGUAAUUUGCAAGCAUUUUGGCCUACAGUGA